GACACUCGUUGACGGGCGCUGGCGUCAUUCAGUCGCCUCCGCGCCUUCGGAUUGGUCGCGCCGCCUGCUCGUCCCGUAGCUCUGCGUUCUGGUGGGCGGGAGCUUCCGCGGCUGAGAGGAGCUGAGCCGGCGGUGGUGAGGGCCGGGGUUCUUUUUUUUUGCGCGCUCGGGGAAGUUUUCUGUGGGAGGCUGCGGAAGGGGAAGGCGGCCAAGUGCGGGCAGCUGGGAUGGAGUCGUGACCAGGUGAGUGCAAGCGGGGCUUCGGGAGGGAGCGUGCCGGCAGCUCCUCGCCCCGCCCGCCCGCUGAGGGGGGGAAUGUCCCUCCAUGUAUGGGGCAGGGAACCGCCCCUCUGGGAAGCACGAAGCGGGGCUGCCCCGGUUGCUGGGAGAGCCUGGCCUUGGCUCGCCUCACGCUCCUCCUUUGCCCCACGGCGGAGGCUGGCGGGAGAACCGCGCCCUCCUUCUCCCGUCCCACACGAACCACGCAGCCCCCCCCCCCGUCGCCCCACGCCGUUCUCCUUUGCAGCGCCCCCUUCCCACGACCGGGCCUUUCCUUCGGGUACGUGACUCUGGCGUGGCCCUCCCGCCCCUUUGCUAUGCGCUCGUGAGUAAAACGGCGAAUGUUCCGCCUCCCCGGCCCCCAAAUAAUUCCCCUAGAAGAGCCACCGAAGGUAUCCUUUUUCUCCAUCAGCCGCCAGCCAGGCUUCUGCUUUUCCCCGUAACGCCCCCCUCCGCUGUGUCAUUUCACCGUUUGCCGAACGGAUUUAUCAUCCCUCCCUUUCCACUGUUUUCAACUAUUGGGUUUUUAUUGGACGACAAGAAUAAACCUCCAGGAUCAUCACCACCACCACCAAAAAAUUUUUGGGGUUGUUUUUUUUUUGUCUUUGAGACUCUUUUCCUCCGAGAAAAUUUUAAUUGCAAAGGAAAUGUAAAUGUACUGGAUCUUCUCUAUGUAAUUUCAAGAAUGCAAGAUUGUCCCUGAUUCAGUUUCAGAAUCGUAAUCUGCAAUCUGUGUGGAAGACUGUUUUGAGAAUAUGGGCUGAGCUGAUCACACCCACCCACUGGCACAUGUAGGAAUCUGCGUUGAGCAUAUAGAUUCAGGAUGAAUUAUCAUUUGAUGCUUCCCAGAAUCCUGUGCUGGAGGGUGGUUGAAUGCGGCUGGCUCAUUGUGGGCUGGAGGCCAGCAAGAAUAUCCUUUGCUAGUACUUUCCCUGCUGCUUAACAUCCAACGAUCUGAGCUUGUGAAUAGAAUCACACUGGCACUUAUAGUUCAUCCAUAGUUAAAGAUGCAUCCUCUUUAACAGCAUAAAGACAUGGGACUCCUCUUGGGUUUCCCACUUUGAAAGCAUCUGGACAUCACAUGGUAGCAACUUGCAGAAGAGUGAGCGUAUUCACUGGUUGCAAUAAAAGCAGGCUUAUGAUACCUUAAGGCAGGGGUAGGGAACCUCAGGCCCUGGGGUGGUUUCCAAAUGCAUCCUUUUAGGCCUCUCUAGCCAGUCCUUGGGGCUCUGCCCAAGCCACACCUCUUAUCAGCCAUUUGCCUUCCUUGAGUGCUUUUGCUUGGCAAGAAUUUGUUCUUGAACUGUAGUAAUGCUUCUUGUUUGCCUGGAUGAAGAGGGGUGUGUGUUUGAAUGUUGAGAAAAAUCUGGUUUAUGUGUGGCUUGAAUGUACAAAUGUAAGCAUUGCAUCUGUUGCUUUGCCCACUUUUCCCCCUCUGGUGUUGCCGUGUCUAGUAGGCGAGAUCUAGAAGGUUGCCUGCAAGGCAUUGUGGCCCUUAGGCUGAAAACGUUUAUUAUGGCAUAAGUUUUCUUGUACACUUCUUGUUUUCAAACACUGGAGUGACUUGUCAGAUCAGUCCUGUGUUAGUAAGUCUUUAUUGCCCUAGCUAAUUCUGUAGCAAGGGAUUUGCAUACUUGUUGACCUAGUGAAGGUCUUGAGCAGGAGCCUCCCUUUUUGUUUCCCAGGGUAGUAUCUCAAGAGUGCAGUUCACCAGCUUUGAGGAGUAUAGUAUGGGAAAAUGGUAGUUAUGAAAUUAUGGCAUGGGAUUGUGUAACUUGGUGCAAUGAAAAGUACAGUACAUGAGUAUAGGUGGGCAGAAAAUGCAUGAGCAUGCAAGAUUUGGUAGGCAUUUUUAAUCCAAAGAUGAAAUAAUUACAUCAAAAUUUCCACUGCACUCCAUAUUUUGCAUCUCUAUUUAAGGCACACAGAAAAGAAUGUGAAGAUUGAUAUUUCAGGUGUGUAGAAAAAUAGUUGGUAUGUGUAUAAAUAUUGAUUUUAAUAUCAAGCUUGAUACAGUAUUUUAAAAAUUGCUCUAAAUGGUGUGCAGUAUGAAACAAACAAUAUAAUUAAGACAAAAAUGCAAUAUAAAACCAAUGAAUGUCAGUUUUGGUGUCAUUGUAUACAGAUAGAGUAUAAGGAUGAAUAACUUCUAGGUACAAAAUAUGCUCUGAAGUAGAAAAAACUGUGAUCAGCAGGGUGCCCUUUUUCUAUCAUUGGGAUACCCUGGGAAACUCACCAAGCAUAUUGCACCUGGUGCUGGGUGUGGAGAGUGCACCUAAUUGCUUAAUGUAGUGUUUCUCAAACUUGGGUCCCUAACGGUUGUUGAACUACACCUCACAUCAUCCCUCCCCACUGGUCCUGCUAGCUUUGGAUUAUGGGAGUUGUAGUUCAACUACAGCUGGGGACCCAAGUUUGAGCAACAGUGGCUUAAUGGAACACAGGUGUGUGGGCAGCCUGAAGAAGCUCCAUCCACUUUGGUGCCUGCCCAUAAAAGCAAGCCCUGAUCAUGGGACAGUGAAGCAGCUGGAGAAGAUAGGGCAGAGGCUGCAGAAAGAACUGUGAGUGGAGAGGCGGCUUAUUUGUAUUAGUGUAAUAUUUUUAUAUGUUAACUUUUUUUGUAAUAUUUAGUGUUUGUUUCAGUUUUCUGUAUACUUCAUAGAUAUGUUUUUUAUGUAUUACGUAGCAUAGAACUGGUGUAAUAAAUAAAAAUUCACUGAUGAUAUUGCUUCGAGGCCUGUUUCCUGCUUUCUGUGGAUAGCUGACUUCAUACAUGACAGAAAUAUGUUUAGCAAAAACUUGCUCUGCUAAUUAAAGUGGGUGCCUAGGAAGUGCAGAAUGAUUUUUUUGAGGGAUAUUGCUUAUUGGAAGUUGGCACUGCCCAUCUAUUGUCAUUAUGAAAGCUGAAUAACUUGGAGUUUCAUUCUUAGUUGAGUUUGAAGUGUAUAGUUCUUACAUCUAUCCUUAUGAAUCAUCAGGUUUUUGGUCUAUUGGGACACGUAAAGAAAUCCUUCAUGUUGGUAGAAUAGUUAAUACAAUGUAUGAUAGUUUAAAGUGAGGAAUGGAAGCUAAGGUGGUGGUAGAUUGUAAGCACAUGCUAUGCUAGCAGUAUGUUGAAUACUAAUAGUAGUGCUAGGAAUCUAGUAAAUUGCCUUAUACAGUGGUACCUCGGGUUACAUACGCUUCAGGUUACAUACGCUUCAGGUUACAGACUCCGCUAACCCAGAAAUAUUACCUUGAGUUAAGAGCUUUGCUUCAGGAUGAGAACAGAAAUCGUGCUCCGGCGGCCAGAACGAAUUAAGUACUUAACCUGAGGUACCACUGUACUGAGUCAGACCUUUAGUCAUCUAGCUCAGUAUUGAUUACACUGACUGAGCUUUCCAGGGUUUCUGACAGGAGCUUUUCACAGCCCUUCCUGGAGAAGCUGGGAAUUGAACCUGCAUGUGAGGCAGAUGCUCUAUCACUGAACUUAUAGCCCUACGUAUAGCUGGGAAUUUGGAAAGACCAGUGAAGUCCAGAUAUGCACAGAACUCUCAAGUGAAGCAUGGUAGCGAUAAUGCCCUUUGUUGCUUGGCCCACCAUUGGCUGCUGUAAAAAACUGUCCUUUUUGAAUUUGAUGAAUUGUUUUAAAAAUCUGUGUCUGCUUGUGGCCAUCACAACAACCUGUGACAAAGAAAUCCAUAAUUUUUUUUACAUUAUGUGAAGGAUUUUCUCAUCACGUGCCACAAGUUUGUUGUCUUUAAGUUCUCUUGGCUGAAAUGUACUGAGAAUUUUUAUUUGCUUCUCCUUGCUGUUAGUAGUUUUGUAAACCUUUAUCAAAUUGAGCCUCAGACAUGAACAUAUUUUUUAACCUGAAUAUUCAGACUUCUUAUGAAGAAAUGCAGAAGGAUAUUACUGAUUGUUUUAAUUUCCCUUUUCUCUAUUUUUGUAAUUUACUUUAAGUGAAACUUUAAUUCCUUUGUGUUGGUGAGGUCCUAUAGGCAUUUCAUGACUGUUGAAGAUUACAGUUUCUUUCAAUUCAUCAUUCUGCUAAAACCAGAUUGCUUGAAUUUCAGUGAGACAUUCUACAUCUGAAUAUAUUGUUUUUACAUGUGUUUUUAACUAAAAUAGAAAUAGCAUGCAGAUUGGAAGAGGAUGGGGAAAUUAAGUAAAGGGAUACUCUGGACACACCAGCCAAUUCCAGAGCAUAGUGGUCGGGAUUCAACUAAGUCCAGUCAGUGGAAGCCCUGCACAAGGACUACUGCGUGCAAUGGGUCUUUUUCCUUUCUCCUCCGUCCACUUCCUCAAAAUUGGCUCUGGGGCGGUUGGGGAUCCUUUGGUUUGGUCUGGCAAACCCAAAUGCUUCCCUGCCAAAACAGUUGUUUUAGCACAAUGUUGAAUUCGUCCCAUAGUGUUUAUGUGUUUGUGCACAAGAUGUAAGAAUGAUACAGAAUUUGAUAUUGGUGAGUACAGCAUUCUGCAUGCACAAGGACUUGGUCAUAGGGGUCAGUAUGCAAACAGCUAUCUGUCCUUUGCUGUGUCUUCCUGCCUAGGCUUUUAAUCCCAUCAGUUCUUUGCUUCUUCCUUGUCUCCACUCUUUAGAAAUCACAUGAAAAUAUAGGGAUGAAUUCAGCCUUUGUUCUUAGUUUUGCUGUAUAUAUAAGUUGAAACUGUCUUUAUAUUUUAACUCACUGUUUUGGGUUGCAGCCUUACCUAGGAAUAAAGCACUUCAGCUCAGUAUAACUUCUGAGUAGACAUACCUAGGAUUGCAUUGCACAUUUGUGGUACUGAAAGCUGUGUUGAUUUUAAAUAGCAGUAUAACUUCUAAUAUGUUUCCUCUUGCUUGCUCCUCAAGUACUGGAGACAAGAAAGAAUCCUUGUUAAAUUCAUUUUACUGUGGGCCUAACUUUGGAAUGGGCAAAUUAGUAUAACUUCAGGAGACUACUCAGCAAUGAACUCAUCUUCCAAACUUCAUGUCUUUAGGAAUAGAGAGGAUAAUAGUGUCUAGUUUGGUUUUUGUUUUAAAUAACUUUUUAUUGGGUUUUAUACAAGGAUCAUAGGAAUAAUAAAUGAUACAAAUAAACAGACCAAGUCUUCUCAAUUUGCAGUAAUAUCUACAAUAUAUGGUCAUUAUUAAUGGUCCAGGUGUAAGUUCUUGGCUCGUGAAUUGGUCUAAACAAAAACAAAGGGGAAACAUGAUAGAACAGAGUUAACCGAUAACAUUCAGCAUCACAUAGCUAAAUGCCUAAUCAGGAAUCUUUGUGGUAGUGCUUAGAUGAAGUAUGAGUAAUAGUCAUUUUUCCUAUUUAUGUUUCCAUUGAAACAAUGUACCAUAUAUUGAUGAACAUGGGAGUUCAAAGUAGAGAUAAUUAUGCUUAAAUUAACGUUUAGAUCAACCAGAUUGAACCAAAUGCUGAUGGAGGGGAUUGUUCAUUUUCUGGAAUACUGACAUAUGUUAUGAAAUUAAAUCACAUGAGGGUAAAGCCAUCUUUCUUGAUCUGUCCACAUGUCAACCAUAGUUUACUUAUUAAUCUCUCAAGGAAGGCUGUUUUCCAAACUAUUUUGUACCAGUUGUCUACCAUUGUGCUAGAAAGGUCUUUCCAGUGUCUGCUUAUGUUGCGUCAUGCCGCUUGUAAUAAAUUACAUAUUAAUUUUUUAUUAUGCAAAUCCAGAUUGUUGUCUUGAAAUACAUUUAAUAAAGAUAAUUCAGGUAUGACAUACAAUAGUGUCUAGUUAAACAAAAUGACACAAAUCUUGCAAAAUGAUGUGUAUGAAUUCUUACUGUGUAUGAAUAUUUGAAAUUUUGUGGAAUUCUUUUUAUAAGCACUUUAUGGAAAAAUAAAAUUGAUAGUUUGAGGACCAUCUUUGUGACACAAUUUUAGAAAAAGGCAAAUAGUUUUAACUAGUAUAUUGGAACUUGCAAUUUUAACCUUGUAGUGAAUAUCAGUUCUUAAAUUUAAAUAUAAUAGUUUUAGAGGUCUACGAAUUUGCUUGAUGCUUGUAAAUAGCUUGUUUUCCUGUUAAUUUUGUGGUAUUAUGACAAAUUUGAAACUGGAUACAGUAUAGUUAAGCUUUUGUGGAGUUACAGCAGGAAUAUAAGGGAGAAUGACUUGAGAUUAAAAUUCCCUUUCACAAAGGAAUUCCGAAAUAUGUUGUGCCACUUGAGACUUUUAUUACAUGAGCUUUGGACCUGUUGUAAGUAUAAUUGUGUUACCUCUCUUCCUUAAGCCUUCCCAACUAUUCUGGUUUGCCUUGCCCAGUGGCACUUUUCUGUUUUUUUAAAAAGCUGCUUCAUAUUGUGUUUUGUUGAUCUUACCUGGUUUGGAGUAAUGCAAACAUUAAUUUCAUUAAUUUCAUUAGUUUUAAUAGCUGCUAAUCAAGAAAAAAACACCUGUCUGCUUUGCUGUGUCUGUCAUAAAUCCAUUAGUGGAAAAAGGAAGACGAUUGAAUACUGGAUAGUGACAAGAUAUCUGUAGUUAUUUGCCACUAAUGAGGCAUUUGUAUUCUUUGUAACCAUGGUUCUGGGGUGUUUUCAGUAAUGGGAGAGAUUACUCAUGGUAAUAUAUGAUACAUUGGAGUAAUUUGCUAGUCUCUGAUUACCCAGUAACAAGGAAGAUAUAUUAUGGGAACUUGAUUCAGUGUAAAAGCCAUUCUUAUAGGAAAAGGGAGUCUCUUGUGAGAUUAGGUUAAAGGGGGUUCCCUUACUAACAACAUACGAAACAAAUUGCAGUUGGGAUAGAGUUGACCUAAGUUUAAAAAAUAUUGAAGCAAGGAUAUAAUUUUCACAGAUAACUUUAACUUGGAAAUAAGGUUUCUAGCUAUUGGUUCUUGAAUAGCCACUAGAAACAGUAAUGUAUGCUAGAGAUCCCUGAUAUGGAUAGAAAAUGUUGAAUAUUUCAUAAGGGUUUAAAACAUCUGAAGGUUAUGAAAUCCCAACUGCACUGGCUGCCAAUAAGUUUCUGGGCCCAAUUGAAAGUGCUGGUUUUGACCUAUAAAGCCUUAAAUGGCUCAGGACCACAAAUAACUCAAGAACUACCUCUCUCCAAAUGAACCUACCAGGACCCUGCGGUAAUCAUGUGAGGCCCUUCUUUGUGUGCCUCUUCCACGAGAGGUCUGGAGGGUCGCAACACAGGAAUGGGCCUUUUCUGCAGUGGCUCCCCAUUUGUAGAAUGCUUUUCUCAGGGAGGUACAGCUGGCACCUCCAUUAUACACCUUUAGGUGCCAGGCAAAAAGCAAAGCAUUCCUCUUCAACCAGGGCUUUGGCAGACUGACAUCCUAUAUGGUUUUAAAUGUCUUUAUGGGAGAGGGGUUAUAUUUUGUUUCAUUUUUGUUUGUGUUAUUAUUAUUAUGUCUUUUGUGUUUUUAUAUUGUAUUUUUAUGCUGUGAAUCGCCCUGAAGGGCAGUAUACAUAGUUAAUAAAUGAUGAUAAUAAUCCAGCCCUUUGCACACAUGCCACUCACUUACAACAGAGUGGCCCACUCAGUGUGCAUGAUAGCGUUUCAAAGAAAGUGCACCCUUUAAAGAGGGGUUUGUGAUGUGAGAAAUGUUUAAAGUGGGCAUUUCAAGUGCUUUAAAAAUCUAAGCUCUGUCAGAACGCCCAGAUGCAAAGUGUUUUAAUAACUUUAUUUUUGAGGUCUAAAUGAAAGGUCUUUAAUGUGAUAUAAGAAGCUAACUGAGCUGCAUUGUGAAGCUAAUGAGUAGAAAGAGGAGUCUUUUGGGCUUCUAUCUGUCGCACUUCCAUUGCGGUUUUAUUCUGCUUAUUGUUACUUUAGUAACCUAUGCUUGUUGUGUACUAACAUUUCUUGGUUGUAAUAGUUUAGGAUUCUUCAUUCUUUUUUAAAAAUAAAAUAAAAUUCCAGUUAUGUCCUAUAGCAGAUGGUUGGACAGGAGUGAUUAAAAUUAAGAGUUGCAACGCUGAAAAGAGUAUAUACUUCAGUGCAGCUUUGGGCAGUGCACACCUUCAUUAGGACUUUGCAGCGCUACCAAGGACUAGCUGAAACUGCUGGGCUAUGCUUGCUUUUGUCAUUUUAUUUUGAAGGUAGGUAGAUGUCUGCUAUCGCCUCAGUAUGUUUUUGCAGUGUGACUACUUUGGUGACAUUCUUUAAUUAUAGAGAAGGCAGCUUUCAUUUUCUGCCUCUGGCCUUCUUAAUUUUGGAAUUCUAAUUAAACAUGUGAAAGUUGGGUCAGCAGUUAGUGUUUUACACAGAGCAGCUGAAACUUACCUUUCUUAGGAACCUUCCUUCAAGUUCACAUGUACAUUUUGGAUUCAGGUAAUUUGAGAAACUAUGGUAGCAACAGUGAACUCCAUUCCAACAUGCACAUUUUAAAUUUGUUUUUGUUAGUGGGAUAGCCUUUGCUUGCUUGCUUUUUAGCCUUUGCUUUCUCAGAACCUUCUUUCUUGCCAUUGUAGAAGUUACAGGCAUUUUAUUUUCUGAUUGAAUUUGCUGUUUAGAAAUCAAGUAGGGAAUUUGAUCUGAUGACAUUUCAUUUGCUUUUUACUUUACCUUGCAUCUCCAUUACCUUGUCGCUGUCAGAAGUAUUCCCAUUUUCUUAUUCCCAAACAGACAAAACCUCUUCAAAGUUUAAAGUUGGAGACUGUGCAGGGUGGAGAUGUUGAGUUGCUGAGCUUUGAAAAGGGCUGCCAAGCAUUUCUUCCUUGGUCUAUUCUGCCAUUGUCUACAGAUUAUGACUGCAUUUAAAGAUUUGGGUGCCACAGUACUUGGGUGCCUGGAAGCUUUCAAAAAGUCCUACUUGCUGUGUGUGUCUUGCCUAACUAGGAGGGGAAAGCUAACUCCUUUCCAGCUGUUCCUACCAUGUGACAGGCUUUUUAAAAAAGUGUGGGAGUGUAGGGGUGGGGUCAAGAGCAGAGACCUUGAGAUGGAAAGGGAGGCCUUAUGGACUAGAGGUUCAUUAUUCUUGCUGUACAGGAAUUCAUAACUUUGCUUUGUGGUUUUCAUAAUGGGGAAUAGAGGGAGGGACUCUUCCUUCCUUCCACAUAGACAACAGAAAUCAUAAUUAGAAACUUGGGAUUGUUAAGUUUAGAUGAAGGAUCCUAGACUCUUGAUGGUUGUAGGGAGAGCUACUUGAGCUUUUAAAUAUGUAACUGGUGGGAGAAAGAGGGAUAUGAAAAUCAAACCCCUGUUGUGGCAUUCAGAUCAGAGGCUCUUUCUUAAUGCCAGUUGGAGAAUUUCCAUGUUGUUCAACUACUAAACUCUGAGUCACCACUAGCAAAGGCAGAUAACCCAUUGUAAUUGCUAGAAUACCAACAGCUUAGCUGGAACAUGUAAACAAUGGUGUAUAAACUUUUCCACUGAAUUAUAAGUUUAUGAGCAAGACAAGACUUCUGCAUCUCUUACAGUUGACGUUAUUUUCUCGGGGGAAGGGGACUUGUGAAAGUUAUUUUAUUACAGUACAGUCAUACCACACAGCUGGAAAAGAGGUGGGGGAAAACUUCAUAGUGGUUCUGUUACCAGCUGUGUAGUUGAGCUGUGGACAUAACAUGGCACUAUUAAGAAAAAUAAAAUACAUGAGAUGAUUAAAAAUUGCUUUCUUACAUAUGUUUAUUGACUAAUCAUGUAAGCUGGGGUGAGGCAGAAAAUAUGUUGGGAUCUGUUGGAAUUUGGAACUUAAGUUGUUACUCAUUUCCAUUGUGUGCCCAAGUGGUCUAAAGGGCUUUACCUUUUCUUUUUUUAUUUCUCAUUUCUAUUUACAAUAUUUCAAGACCCUCAUAUUUUGGAGAAAAGAGUUAAGGAAAAGGAGCUGUUAUAUACCGGUAAAUGCUUUACAGAAGGGCUAUCUUAGCAGCUAAGACUAAUGGCUAAGCCUUCACUGCAGUAAAGUGUCUCCUACAUUGCCUUCUGUUAGAGUCCCAAGCUAGAUUUUUAAAGCUGCAGCAUGCCAUUGACUUACUAAGUAUUACUGCAUAGAUGUCUAUGCCAGAAAAGAAGCAGGUAUUGGGAAAGAAGUGCUUUAGCAUAUCUUCUCAUGAGGCCUUUAACGUCCACCUCUUGGCAAACUGGCUUGCUAAUUAUCUGUUGUGGGACUACCCAACAGGCAUAAAGGAAGUGGUUGUGCGUAGUGUAGUCAUAACCCCUCACCUUUCUGGAUAUUCCUGGGAACUUCCAUGGUAGUUGACUGAGUGAUCUUUGGCAGUAGGGAAGUCAAUUAAAUCUGAUGGUUGAGGCAGUACAUUGCACACCCUUGUCUGGAAGAUUGUGAGAAGUUGGAUAGCUCAGUUGGGUAGAGCAUAGUGCAGGCACAAUCUUCGUAAUGGGCAGCUGCAUAUUCCUGCAUUGCAUUGGGGUUGAACUAGAUGAUCCUCAGGCUCCCUUCCAGCUCUACGAUUCUUUGAUUCUAUUUCACCUUUUGUGACUGCUUAGAGCUAUUGAAAGAAACUAAGUUGUGUUAAGAGGCAGGAAGGAAUGGUGCUCAAAAAGCAUGUCAUUUUAGAUUGCUACUGGCAUUUAGGCUAAAAUGUGGUAAAAUGUUACCAAAGUACAGGGACCACAUCCAGUUGUGUGCAUUAAAAUUCAAUGUUAGACCUAUUCUUUAAAUACUUUUUUCUUUUAAUGUGGUUUCUCGUUUGUUCAGUUCUGGCUCUAGAAUAUGAAGAUGCAGAAGCAAAAAUCACAUUAAAUAUAUCAUUCUUGUGAUUUGUAGCUAAGGCACACUUGUAGAAGCAAGUAAAACUUAGUCUAUUAUUAUGUCCCUGGCAGCUUCUUCCAGUUGAGAGCUCUUGCUCUUCAAAGAUUAAAGCAUUCUUUUGCAUACACAAAUUAAUGUAAUGAAAAUUUCAAACUGAAAUGUUCUGGUGGUGAUUACCAUCAGGUUCUACCAACUUUACAGUAGUUUAUACCCUUAUUUUUCAUGAAAACCUGGGCUGUCACCUGAGUACCAAUGCUGCCACAUGAUGGAGGUUGGAAAAGAUAAAUGCUAACAGGAUAAAUAUGGGGUUGUAUAUUUACAACCUUUCCACCUGGGCUAGGGGGCGAGGCCCAGACUCACCAGCCCUACUGAAGAAGCUCCUCAAGAGGUCAGAGGAACAUCGUCCUGCCAUUGUUUUAUUGAUUUAAUACGCUAUACACAACUUUGAGGUUUUUAUUAAAAAUAUAAAGCGGUACAGAAAUUGAAAAAUUAAAAAAAAUUAAAAAGAAGGUCGGUGUUUCGAAUCCCCGUGAUGGGGUGAGCUCCCGUUUCUUGGGCCCUUCUCCUGCCAACCUAGCAGUUCGAAAGCACAUCAAAGUGCAAGUAGAUAAAUAGGUACUGCUCCGGCGGCAAGGUAAAUGGCGUUUCCGUGUGCUGCUCUGGUUCGCUAGAAGUGGCUUAGUCAUGCUGGCCACAUGACCCAGAAGCUGUACGCCGGCUCCCACUGCCAGUAAAGCGAGAUGAGUGCUGCAACCCCAGAGUCGUCCGUGGCUGGACCUAAUAGUCAGGGGUCCCUUUACCUUUUACUCAGAGUAGAUUGAAAUUAAUAUACCUACGUUACUAAGGUCCAUUCAUUUAAACAAAUCUACUCCUGAGUAUGACUGGCUUGGCUCAUGAUCUAUAUUUGGUGCACUAUUGGUAUGUUCAAAGUGGGAUAUGUCUAGGGUUAAGGAAAUUUAGAUAUAGUUCUCUUUGGUAAUACUUUUUUCAGAUGAAGCGGCUUGUAUUGUACAGUGGUACCUCAGGUUAAGUACUUAAUUCGUUUCGGAGGUCCGUACUUAACCUGAAACUGUUCUUAACCUGAAGCACCACUUUAGCUAAUGGGGCCUCCCAUUGCCGCUGCGCCGCUGGAGCACGAUUUCUGUUUUCAUCCUGAAGCAAAGUUCUUAACCUGAAGCACUAUUUCUGGGUUAGCGGAGUCUGUAACCUGAAGUGUCUGUAACCUGAAGCGUAUGUAACCCGAGGUACCACUGUAAUUCCUCAUGCAUAAGGCAUGUGGAGAGUGCACUGCUAUUCUAAAUUUGUGCACUACUCCAUAUGUUGCUGCAGUAGCCACUUAGCAGAAUCUGAUAAUCUGAUAGUCCCAUUAUUGCAUAGACAUAUUCAAGUAUAUACUCCCAUCUAAAACUGUUGCUGCUUUGUGUCACUUAAGACUUGCUUAGGCUGCAUUUAGUAUGCUGCAUCAUUUACUGUAUUUGUAAAUAAAGACUUUGUAAUUUACAAAAACUUUAUUUGUAAAUAAAGACUGUUUCUGUAUACAUUGUACACUCAAAAUUAACCAGUAAGAUGUUAAAAGAAUCACAAAUUGUCUCAACUGGGAUUUGAUCCGCAUAUGCAAACAAACCAGGACUGGAUUAAACCAAGAAAUAAUUUAUUAAGUUGUGCUUGUGAAGGGAGGAGUAUUGUUCGUGAUUCUCCAAACCACAGGUAGAGGAGGUGUCAUCUGAAUGUAGCCUUCAAAUACUGUCUGAAUCCUGACAUUGCUUUAGAGGGGAUGCCAAGCAACUUAAAUUUGGUGGCAACAAGAUGGGAGCUGUUUUGUUUUUUAUCUGUAGGUAACAUGGCUUAAGUCUUGUAGAAGAGAUUUGAUUUGUGUGAUUUCUGUUUCUUUUGUAGUGAUUGGAGCGCCUGGCAUGGAACAGAACUGGAUUGAUUUGUGGGAACUAUAAGGUUUGUAAUCUUCCAGUUGCAUUGCUUCCUUUUAAAAUUAAUUGCAUGCCAAGGCCCUGUACCCCCCACCCCAUUUGAUGAAUAAGACACGUGGACACCAGUCUUUUAGGUUAAUGGGCUAAUAAAGGCCACAACAUUAUUGGUUACAGAAUGUGAAUGGUAUUGGCUUAGGCAUUGGACCCAAACCGACUAUAUCUGGCUCCUGCCUGCCAUGCAGGGAGUCUCACAAGGGUUAACCACCAGUAGGGGGAGCACUGUUGAUGUACAUCAACUCGGAUCUCCCCUCAGGGUCACCGGAGUGGUCGUACCGUGGCCCUAGCCUCUCCCUGGGCUUUGGACAGGAACCACGACCCCUGGAUUCUUUUAACGGAAUACCCUUAAAGGGGAGAGGGGCAGGUGAUGGCCACAACUUCUCCUCCCAUCAACCAAGCUUUUCCAAUGCCUAACCACAAAACCUUACAAAGUUGUGACAAUUUGCUAUGAGGUAGGUGAAAACCAAGUGGCUGGUGCCAAUCUGCCAAGUGGAAAAAUUCCUACCAGGCCCCUUCAACAGGCGACCAACCAAGGUCCAUAGCAAGGUUAAGUUGUCGAAUGCAAGAAGAAAGGGUGGGAGAUCCGCUGAAGCAGGAAGCAGAAGGAAGAGCUCCCAGCUUGGAUUGGCUGGCUGUGGGCGUGACACGGGCCGCGACUCCCUGAUGAUGCGGGGGACUUGACACGCCACCACUAAGUGCGGGAAAGUGUGAGGCCAGCCUGCAACCGUGCCCUCCUGCAAAGGAGAUUGGCUUUGACAUAUUAUAGUUGAGAGGGGUUGAGGGGAACCUUAUUGAUACUAGUUUUUUGGAUCUGUGUGUAAAAAAUUAAUUACUAUUGUGUAUUUUUAUACCAAACACAAAAUCUGGUAGCUAUUUCAGAACCCAUGGUUUUCAUGGGCAAUGUGAACUUCCUGGAAAAUUUUGAAUCAGAAAGUUUUUUAAGGAAAACAUUUUUUUGGAAAAUUUCUUUGUGCCUUAGUUUUUUUUGCAUAAUUAAUUAUAGUGUUCAAACUAAUACUUCCCCAGAUCUUUAGAAAUGUACUUGGGUCCAUGGAAAAACAUAGCUGUGGAAAAUUCUUCAUCCCACAUCACUGAUAUGUUUGUAAAGUUGCUACCUCUCAUGAUUUGAAAGAAUCACAGACAUGCUUGCCUCACCUGACAAAGGCACUGAUGCUGAUAAUCCAGAAAACUCAAGUUCAGGGGCUCCAUGUUCUCAUAAUCAUCCACCUGCCCAAAGGUUCACAUUAAGCUGUAGAUCGGGGUGGGGAAUCUUUAUAGCCCACAGGCCAACUUAAACAGGUGGGCAGGCCAACUCACCUGUCAAAGUCGUUUGUGCAGCACUUUCCAGGCACCCAACAGUGACCUAGUUGGCAGGCACUCGGGAACCUCAGUGCAAGGAGCUUUGGAAGCCUUAUCUUCAGUACUAGGGAAACUCUGAGCACAAGUCUUGCAAAGCUUUUAAGCGAAGUGCUUCCCAAAUGCCUUACAGCCAGCUGGCAUGUGGGAAGUGCUUCAUAGUGCCAAGUAAAGUGUUGGCAAAGCUGCUUUCUUCAGGGAUUGGAUAUGUGAUCAAGUUCCCCUUAGGGAACUGUUGCGUAGCCAAACCCCCUGCAUCUCUGCGCCACACCUGAUGUCACAUAUAAUAUCAGGUGAAAGGCAGAUGAGUGAGGUUUGGGAAAUCUGUAGCUUGUGGUUCAGCAUGGGUCCCAAUUUGACCUGUCAGCCAGGGGUCCCCUAACCCUGCUCUAAAUAAAUCACCCCAUUGGGACCUGCAGUAAGUACUUGAUUAGAAAUGGCUUCCUGGUGCACGUCUGCUCCAUGUUAAAAUGUUAGAUGCCCGUUUGUCCCUAACACUUUAUAUGUGUAUAUGGCAAAGCAUGAGUCAGCAAACAUUUCUGCACAAAGUGUGAGCUUGCCUAUGGAGAUGACAAAACAUCUGUGUUUCUACAGAUGGCAGUUUAAGAGGAGUAGGAUGUAUGGAGAAGAAUAAUUUUUUGUGGAGGGGAGGGUUGAUAAGCUAAGCAAGAUUCUGAAAGAGUUGAUUGUUAAGAGCUUGGGAAAUCUUUUUAAAGUCUCUCCCCCCCCCCUUUGCUUAAUAAACAAAUUACCACAAUUUGGGGAGGAACAACCUUAAAUGUUUUAAAAAUACUCAUUCAUAGAUCCAAGUCUGUGUGCAGGUUGGAGAGUUUUAGAUGGUUGAGUAUGACAGGUUAAUAGACUUCCUGUUGAAAUACAGUGGUGAGUCAAAGAGCUUUGUGCCGGCUGUGCUCCUGAAGGGUGUGGAUCAGUGCUGAGCAAGUGAUGCCUGAACAUCAUUUGCUAAAUGCUGACCUAUGAUUUGGUUGGACUGGGUAUAGAAAAAGCAUUUUAUAUUGGGCUUAAGGAAAAAAGCACCACUGGUAAUUUUGGAAGCUCUAAUUGCUGUGGCUGCAUGGACUUCUCACUGAAGCCACACCCAUGUGAUCCAUCUGUAGAGGGCCAUUGUCAUUAUGUCCUGCAUUUGGGUUUCCUGUAGAGAUCUGGCUGGCCAUUGUGGGAACCAGUGCUUUUUAGUGGAAUGGUAUCUGGAAAUGUGCUUCCAGUUAUAAAUGCAUUUCCUCCCUCCUGGGUAUGUGUCCACAUACUUGGUACAGUAGGCUGACAUAAAUACUGUUAAUAUGUGCAGGUGAACCCAAAUCCGAGUCAUUUAAAUGAAGCUUAAGUGUUUAUAGGAUCACAGCCUUUUCAGAUUUUCUUGCAGGGGCACAACUUGUUUUAUUACUUCAUCCUUUCAUAUUACAGCAAUGAUAUUUCAGGUGAUCAUUGCAUAUUGUUUAUUUAUUCCUUUUGAAAAUAAUGAAGAGGCAAGGUCCAGUGUUGCAGACCCCCUUCCUGUAUCAGCAUGCCAUCUGUCAAAUCCUUAUCACACUUGCUCCUCUGUCUACAUGGAUUGCAAAACUUGUUUUGGUCUUUCUCAAUCAAGGGCCUGCAGAAUACUUCCUCAAUCAAUGGAUAUAUAGUUAACAUCUGUUGCUUCUUACAACAAACAGAAGCUAAAGGACUGAUAAAAUAACAUCAGUGUUGCAAUUUCCACUUAACAUUAUUUCUGUGAUCACAUGCUUUUAGAGCUUGGGAGUGGAAAUUUGUGCAACUCGGAAAAAGGAGUUUCAAGGUGUCCACAUUUCUGUGCUAUCUCUCCCCUAACUUACUGAAUAUGCUAUAAAGGAGGCAUUACUUAGAGACACAAAAAUUUUCUUUCUGCUUCUGUUACUGGACUGUGCACUUUAAAGAGCAACAGUAUAAUUAUUACCAGUCAUACAAUCUACAGUAGCUAUGCUAGUAUGCUAUACAACUUUAAUAUUAGCAAUAUUUGAGUGCAUUGUUGGCACUUGAUUGACUAGAUAGUGCCAUCCUCUGGACCUGUGGUUAGACUAAACCAGAGUUUCUAGGAAAGCCUUGUUAAGUUAAAAUACAUAUUUUUAUGUAUCCGUGUGUACCUAAAGACUGAACAGGCGCUGAAUUUUCUGUAGACUGGGACUUACCUCAACUUCCUUGAAGCCUUCCCAGUUGCGUUUGGCAGGUUUCUAUGUUCUACAAUCAAAAUUUAGCCCUUCCAUGCAGGAAAUCCAGUGCAUGUACAGCUUUCCACAAGGCAAAAUAGGUGUAAAGUAGCUGUAAUCAAGUAAUUCUGUGAACUGUUCAGUUAUGUUGUAUGGAACCCAUUUUUUGUUUGUGCUGUGUAUAUGAUGGAGAUAUGUUAGAUGACUUCAUUUCAUAACCACAUAAAACAUUAGUGUGCUUAAAUAUAGUUGGUAUGAAUUUGCCUUAAGACUGGUGCUGUUUGCUCUUGGUUGGGGAAUGACAAGUCAUUGUCCCUGUGGCAUUUCUAAUCUAAUCUGACAAGGAAAGAACCAUAGGGAUGCAGAAGCUCCUUGUGAAACAGGUGCUUGUACCAUUGAUUUUUCAGCACUGUCAGUAGAAGUACUGGAUGUACUGUUUCCCUCCUUGCACUGCUGGGGAGGGACAGGAUAAUAGGGAAAGCAGUGGCUUCUUAUACCAUUCACUUUGUACACUGAAAAUGAGUGCACACUUUAGUUCCUUGCUUGGAGAAUCAUUCAAAAGACCACACUCAGGUAGUUGUCUGCAUAGAGAAGAUCCAAGAAAGAGCAUAGCAGGUAGCAGGGUGGAUGUCCCUCUAUAAAAUAGAACUUCCCUAAAUAUGCAGAUCACAGUCUAUAGUAUGCAUCUGGGUUCCUUUGGGAGUAAGGGCAGGAUAGAUGGAAUUGAAUGAAUGAAUGAAUGAAUGAAUAAAAGAAAACUAUGUUGAUUGGACUUUCCUGGCCUUAUUUUUCAGUUAUCUGAAAGACUUGCCAUGGCUCUAGGCAGUGCAUAUUUUUUAAUGUAUUUUGUUCCUAGAUUUAAUCCUAAGAAUUUCCAAGUGUAGUGUCAUUAGUAACAGGGAUAGGGAAAGACUUGUGCCUGAACCUCUGAAGAACUGAUUGGAGCACUGAUAUUUCUGGGUAAAUACCCAGUUUUAGGUGAUUGUUUUCUGCUUAUUAGUAGACUAUCAACAACAUGGUGCAGUUUCCUACUUUUCUGAAUUAGGAUUGUCUAGAAAGAAUGUUGUCCUCAGCUAUAACACCACUGCUUCUUCCUUCUCUGUUUAGCUUAAAACUUGAUCCACUUAACACCACUCUGCCUAAAGAUUACUUUAGAUUUUCUUUUGGCCUCCUGAUCACAGUUGCCAGAGACAUGUAACAGAUGGCUUUUUUUAAAUGCAAGAAAAGUAGUUACUGCUUCCCAAAAUAGCCUACUUCUGCAUGCCACCUGCUGCUGCUAGUUGAUGCAGGUUGCUUAGCAAUUCUUAAAUGAGUAGGAAAUUGCCAUUACCCUGGUAACCACUCCUAAAUAGAAACUGACUUAAAGGAACGAAGAAUAGAGAGAAACAUCCAUAGCAAGUUUGCUAAUGGAAUUACUUCCCCACCUUUCUGUCUUAAAAUAAUUUGCUAACAACAGAAACCUUGAUUGCUGGGGAUAUGUGGAGAAUGACAGUAUGCUUUAUAAUGCAACUGCAUCCUCAGACUUGUAAAGUGUUAUGCAGUUUAUAUGGGGGUCACAAACCUUAAUCAGUGAUCCAGUUUUAAAUGGGGGGCUAUGAAUUCAACAUUUUAAAGGCUUUUUUUUUGUUCUAGCAUGUCCCUAUUACGUUGACUGAGCAAAACAAUAUCAAAUAUAUCCCCUCCCAAAAGAUGAGUGAUAUCUUACAACUUAAUUCAAGCUAUGUUAUGAUUCAUUGUUUCCAAAGAAUAUCCAUAUUCUAAUUUUUAUAAUGUAUAAACUGAUUAAUGAAUAAAAAUUCUUUUCAUCAGUUGACAGCCUUAGUUUUUCCACUGUUUCAAGGCAUCAUUGUGGGUGGAUGCUUUUUUAAUUCCUGUAGAUAAAACCUUGAAAUUAGCUGGAGUUAUUACUGACAAGUAAUCACAGGAGUGUUAUUACUCUUCAUGCAUAGUCCCUGUUAGAAAUGUAUUUAAAAUGUAAGAAACACACUUGUAGAGUUCAGCUUUAUAGAAAAUUACAGAACAUGCCAUGUGAUUAUAGGCUUGCUCUGUGUCCCCAUAGCCUUAUAAGCAUUGCUGCUAAGUGUGAGGACAUCUGAAAUGAAGAACAGAGGGGUAAUGGGUACUGAAUAUCAUAGCCAGUAAUGCAUAACACCCCAGAUCAAUUUUCUCCAAGUUCAUUCCCACCCAGAUUCAGCCCCAAAUUAGUUAGUCUUCAACUCUCAUUCCACUCAUUUCCCUUUUGCUCCCAGCUCCAAGAGAAAGAGGAAAGAAAAUCUCUGUAUUUGUCUUUUCCCCUCAUGCAGUCAAAAGUGCAGUAAGCUCAGUCUGGCAAAGACCUACGAGCCAUUAGUACAAACUCUGAGAUGGAGGAAACAAUGAACAAGGCAGGGAAGGGACUUUCUACCCGACCAGUACAUGCGAGUAAGAACUGCCUGCUCAUACACCUCGCUGUGGGACCAUACAAGCUGAUAAAUGGGCAUAAAGGAAGUAUUGUGAUAACGUAUGAGAAAGCACUGAAAUAGCAUUAAUCUUGUAAAUUGGUGGGCGUGGGGGAAGAGGACCAGAGUGGGCUGUUUCCUGGUCUUGUGCAGGCUGUUUCCUGGUGCUUUUUGAGGGAAUUUAUUAGCUCUAUUAAACUAAUAAAUUAGAAUAAUAAAAUUGAUAACCAGUAAGAAUAGUACCAAAAUCCACCCCAGUCACCUAGCACUUGUCCAGUGCUGGUGGAGUCUGGUUCCAGUCUAGAAAUAACCUAAGCUAUAAGGGCUGCUAUGAUGGGACUUGCUUUGCAAUUUUAGUGCUCAGUUGGUCAACAUUGUCAUUGAUCCUGCGGUACAUCAGAGACUGCUGUGUUUGUAAGAAGAGGCCCAGCACAGCUACACUAGGUCUUGUAAUGCAUGCCUGAAGGCUAUUCUGAGCUCUUGAAAGUUUUCUAUAAGGAUUUUGCAAUUUGCCGUGGAGUUUGGGCAGGGCAAAAUUAGCUUGUUUCAGGAUAUGCUGAGCCUUUCCAGAGCCAAACUCAGCAGUUCAUUCAGUUCCUAGUUGUUAAUAGUAGCUUGUUUCCUCUUUUGUUGUGUAUAUAGGCUUAUUUGAUUAUAUUACACCUUUAAAUAAAGUUAAUGUAUCCAGAUUACUCUUAUGAAUGUGACUUUUCUGAGGUAUGAAAUGGAAGAAGGAAGACAUUUCUAGCUGCUUUGAGCUGUAGAUGCUCAUAGGUUUUGUAUGCAGAUUGUUUGUGCCUAUUUAUUUUGAACUUGAAACAAUGUGGGGGACCCUGCAGAAGAGCUACAGCUAGAGAAGAGGCCUACUUCUUGGAAGGUAGAAUAAUAUAUAUAUAUGCCAUUGUUCAACUCUUAUAUGUUCUGUCUUCAGGUUGCCAUCACGAAAGCCAAAGUGGAUUUCUCCGGAGUGCUGUGCCUGCCCCCUUCCGUCGCUGCUGCAAAUGGGCUGGACGGAGGAGGGGCCGGCGAGAAUGAAGAUGAAGCAGUGUUGGUGUCUCUUUCGGCGGCACCAAGCCCCCAGAGUGAAGCUGUUGCCAAUGAGCUGCAGGAGCUGUCCCUGCAGCCUGAGCUGACCCUAGGUCUCCAUCCUGGCCGGAACCCUAACCUUCCUCCACUAAGUGAGAGGAAGAAUGGUAAGUGGAACAGUAACAGUUCAUGCUUUGUGCUUCGUCCCUGACAGUCUUACAAAUAUUGAAGCAGGCUGUUUUUGUACAGGUUUUGGAAGUGGUGCAGCUUAAAUUCUUACCACUGCAAAAGAAUCACAGUCAAAUUUGCCUAUAAAUUGUAUAAAUUAUUCAAUGGGCAGUAGAGGGUAGUUCUUAAACUAGUAAUAUGUAUUACACUCAGCAGUUUUCUGCAAGCUGCAGUUGAUUGGGAUUGGAAGUAACCUGACUGGGAAUGCUUUCCAUAGUUCACCUCCAAGGAACAUAAAAUUGCAUAUGGUGGCAGUUCUCCAAGUAGUUUUGAUGUGCAGUUGUGUAAUUAGAGAUCCAUAUCUGAUGGGGAUAUAAAACCCAGUGCCAUUAGUACCUACAGAGCUGAUCUACUAACACUGAGCUUUGUUAUUGCGAAGGCAGGGUUGUUGCCGUGGUGGAGUAUUCAAAGCGCUAUAGAAAAGCCAAAUAUUAUUAGGGUUAUUUAGUGUGAGGGCUGGACCAUGUUAUCCCUAGAGAAAAGCUAAGAAUCAUUUGCAUGCUGUUUCCCUCUCUGGGCUGCCAUUCAGUCAGCAGAUCUUGAGUAGCCAUGUCAACUUGCCUUCUCACUUGCUGCUGCUGCUGAACAUCUGGUCAGUCUAAAUCAAACACUUCUCAACCAUAAUAUGAUUGUGGAGGAGGUGACUGACCUGGGGUCAGUCUUGGGUGGGCAUGCUCUACUUGCCUGUCUUGGUACUCAGUGCAGCAACAGCAUAGGUUCAAGGGUUUGGGGACAAGGGAUUCCAUUCCUCUCCCUCACAGAGGAACCAACCCACCUCAGCCAGAUGUGAGGGUUUGUAUCUGGUGUUGGGUCAGAGAGACAAAUAGGGAUCUUGUGGGUGUUUACCCACUUGCUGCCCAGCUGCCUCCCUUUCUCAGUUGGUAGAGGCAGUCUUGGUGUAGUAUUGGAGAACAAGAACAAUGGGUUCUGGUGGACUUGAAUGUCCAGCUUGGGUCAGCCUUGUCUAGUCUGGCUCAGGACUUCUUUUCCAUUAGAAUAGAGUGGGCUGUCUGAAUACAUCAUGGGCUCAGCGUAUUUGCAGAUCUGGUUUUUGCUACAGAAUAGAUUGGAAGUAAACAAGUGUUUGAAGGGGGUGAGUGUCACAUGGUUUUCAUAAAUGGAUCAUGAUCUGGUGAGAUUUGGCUUGGCUGACUCCCCCUGCAAGGGUGGGAUCCAUUGGGUUGGUCCACCCCAGAAGGUGAUCUCACAAGCACAUCUUUAGAAACCUAGUAUCUGGAGCAAUUUUGCAGUAACUUUAGAAAUGAAUUUUAUGGGCCACAUAGAGCUCCUGAGGGCUGUAGUUUGCCCACCUGUGCCAUUAUUGGUUUGGGGAAAACUGACCUGAUAAUAUAUCCGAAGUUUACAUCUGUCUUCAUCUUCAGUUGUACAACAGGUAAUUUUGGGAUGUAUGAUAAAAAUAAAAUGUAGUUAUAAAGUUAGCAUGAAAGCUGCUGUCUGUAAUACUACUUUUAAAAAAAGCAUUUGGCUUUACAGAUUUAGGAAUAUAUAAUUAGCAUAAUUAGUGCUUUUAUAUUACAAUUCCCUAUUGAAUUCUUAAACCGGAAUGUGCAAAGUAGCAUAGGUACAGGUAAAUGUUUAAUUUGCCACGUCAUACACAGGUUUAGCCAUGAAUGUUUGCUGUCUAGGUGUGAUCAUUUCCUCCUCAUUUUGACCAUAGUUGUAACUCUGAUAGUGCAGUGUAAGUGGGCUGCGGUUCAUUGUUUAAACACUCCUAGCCUUAUCAAAUUGGCUCUGGAGUAAACCUGGUGCUGAAUGUAUGACUAAUUCUUAUGCUGGGCAAUGGAAAGGAUAUGCUAGCAGUGGCAUGAGGUAGUCAUUACAAGGGGCAGAAAAAGUUAACUGUUAUUGUUGUUAAGGAUUCUUCUGAAGGAUUCUUCUGUUCUCAACUCCAGACACAGUCUGCUGAGUCAGAAUUGAGUUUACUUAAUGUGCUGAGUAGCCUCCCAGGAGGUUAACCCUCAGUGUGCCUUACAUUGCACACGUUUUUAUAGAAAAAAUGUAUUUACACAAUCUUUUACUAGGAAAUGCAUACAUUUCAACCUCAAAGUCUGAAAUGAUUACAUUUGCAUUUGUCUGUAAUGUGGUUCUCCUUGUAAUGUUGAUGUGCCUGGUAGUUCUGCAAAUUGAAGAACAAUCUUGGCUCCACAAAUAUGUAUGAACUCCAUUUUCUUAGUUACCUAGUAUGAUCAUAUAUUGCUGUAAGUUCAAUACCUCAAGACUGGAAACAUACAAUAUGUUAACGAGAAUAAACACCAUAUAAUUUUAAAGCUCUGUGUUACAGAUAAAAUUGGCAAAAAUAUAUUUGGUUACUAAAAGAAAGCUGUGCUCCAGGAAUGUCAGUACUGUAUAGCUCAAUGAAGAUGUCAAACCUGUAUGCAGUAGCUUUGAAAAAGACAAAUUCUAUGCAAGGGAUCAUUAGCAAGGAAAGCAAGCAGAGGGUCACCUGUUAAGGAUUGUUGUACAAUUUAAUAUGUGUAAAAAUCAAUGCCCAAUAACCUUCCACCUUAGGACAAGUCCACCAUAAGUGAUAUAAGGUGCCUUUGUCCUUGCAGCCUCUCUAACACAUAAAAGAAUAGUUCUGAUUUAUAUAACUUGGCAGGACCAAAGUCGAAAGCCAUCUAUGAAUGAGCUUUAAUCCAGCUGAAUUCAGGUAGACUUGGUUUGAACUGCAGCCUUAACCGUUUUGCUUCCUGGUAGCAAUAUGUUUUCAUGCAGCUCUCAAAAAUAAUUCUUGUAUGCUAUUUUUUUAUUUCGUAAUUUUGGCUUUCACUUGCAAUCAAAUGAUCACAUCACCAUUUCCCUGUGCUUCAUCACUUGUAUUGCCUUAGUCAACAGAAGUUGUAAUCUUUCAUAUGUCCUGAGGCCAUAAAGUAUCAGUCUGGGUCUGUGUUGGUUCUUUCACAUUCCUGGCUGUUCGGCUCUCCAGAUUGUGCAUUGUUAGUCACAUAACUGAUCAGAAGAGACUGGGUAGAACUUGCAGUAGCUUGUUAAUCUGCAUUGACAUGCAUAGCUUAGGACUUUUCACUGUGUAGAAAAGGAGCCCAUUCUGGAGAAACUCAGCUGUUGGGAAUGUACGGAAUUUCAGUCUUGAGACACUUCAUGAAAUGAACUUAAUGCCUCAGGUAAUGGAGAGUUUCCACUCAGCUAUACAAUGUUUGGGGCUCUUUCAAACAUGCUGUGAAAUUCUGGACAUACUGUUCUGGAACUGGAACUUGUCAUAGCUAGUGCAGGGUCAGUGUUUAGUAUACCUAAUAGUUUUUUCAGCCUUUGAUCCCCAGGCUAUUCGUUUUCAAGAGAUCCAUGAAUGUUGCUUGCAGAUGUGAACAGUAUGCAUUUAAUGCUGGAAAAACCCACAAGGAUCUUUGUGGAAGCCUGACAAAUAAUGAAGUUGCCUUGAUUCAGCUUGAAUCAUCAGAUAAUUGUGCCACAGCACCACCAAAAGUCAACAGAUCUAAAUCAAGUUUUUUCUCUCUCAUUUCAGUUCAGACCAAAGGAAAUUAGAUCAUAGCUUUGCCCUGCAUUUUUUGUGCCCAUGCAGCCUUUCCCAGACACAUUAUGCAAAUGAAACAAUGUGCUGGUAGAAUGACAAUGAAUACAUUUGACAAAGUUUUGGAGGUCUAUCCGGAGGUAUAUACUGUGCUUUUUUUCUUUAAAAAUGUUUAGGGGUUCUCUCAUUUUCCUAUGCAUAUUGAAAUACUACCCCUCAAUGAGGCCAAACUUAGAUUCACAAAAGGUUUAGGUGUAUGCGUACCCCCAGAAAAAAAGCACUGGUACAUAGAAGCAUAAGAACUUGAGCAAAAUUUAAUUUGUAUAUUUGAAUAAACAAAUGGGCAACUGGAGCAUGUUGAUUUCAGAACUGAAAGGAAAUGCAGCUCUUCUGUGGUAGCAUUUGUUUGGUUUCCACCAUGAGAAAGGAUAGCCUAGCAGACUGCCUCUCCCUGGUGCAGCCAAAGCCAAUCUUUUAAGAUCUGAGAAGCUCCUGCUCAUCAUUCCAUGACCAACGUGGAAUGCCCGCUUUGAAUAAUUCAUGAGAGGAAGACAGUAAUGGCAUAAUACUCUUUUUUUGUGUGCACUGCUCAGCGUUAUUUGUGAAAUACAGUUGCAUUUUCUGUUGAUCUUGUUUCAAAGGAAAAUUUGUUGAAUGUUUUAUUUUUAUUUUUAAUGUAAACUUUGUAGAGAUUUUUAAGUGGUCAAAUUUUUAAUAAAUAAUACUUCAUCUGACUGAUGCCUAAUUGACUUUUAGAUUCAUUAAGUGAUACUACAAUAAUAUAAGGUAUCUUCCGGAUAUCUAUAUUUAUGUUAAAAUACACUUGCUUCAUGCUCUCCCAUGACAAUAUACACACUCUGUGUAGAAGAAGACCCAUUAAGAGGCUCUUAUUUUGGUCCCGGUGCACUCAACCUUGUAUCUGAGAAACUUGGCCUCUGUGCUUCUGUGCUUGUGCCAGCUUUUGAUCCAGUUGCAACCUCUUGGCCUCAAUUUGUUAUAUUUAAAAUGGGUGUAAUAUCAGCUUGCAAGUUAGAUUUGUAUAAGGGUGAAUACAAAUGUUAUGAAAUGUGCAACAAACUAAAAAUGUGAUAUAAAUAGUUAAGUGCAGUGUCAAUAAUUCCUUUUCAAGAUACUGUGUAUCAAUGUGCAGCAGUCGCUUGUGUGAUAGCAAAUUUAUUCCAGGAUCUCUUUGGUUUGUUCUGGUUAGUGCCCCCCAAUUCUGAAGGUAGUAAUAGCUUUAGAAUUACAUUUAUGCUAGAAUUAUUUCUGUAUUUAACUUUAGCAAAGAGUAACAGUCCAUAUUAGAGUCAGUUUGAGGAGGGGGAAUCUUGGAACAAAAGCAAUCGAGUAAUCACAACUACACUAUUUGAAAAAGUAUAGAGCAUUCUUUUAAGUGCUGUGCACAGCACAGAAUAUUCUGAGACGCAUUCAUAAUGCUAGAAAUGUUUCAAAUGUCUCUUUGGUUUUUGUGUCGUUUUAAAAAAGCAAUCCAUGGUUUCAAGAAAUUAAAUUCAUGAGAUAUAAAUUCCUCCAGAAAGAAAGCACAUUUAAAAAGUUAGUAUUAUACUAUAACCUACUAAGUUCAUAACUUGCUUUGUCUAGGAGAACUAUGGGGGGGGGGGGAGACAGUUGCCUUAAUACAUUUAUUUUAUACUAAAUGUUUAAAUUAGCUGUUGUAAUAAACUUAAAAUAAAUUUCAUCCUGGAGACAAGAAAUAAUGACCAGGUAAAAUGGGAGUGAAAUCCAUUACUACAUUUCUCAGCCUGAUUGUCUCAUCUGUAAAUAUUGUUGGAUGCAACAUGUGUCAGAGUUAUUAUACUUCUUGUGGGCUGCAAUUUUCAAGCUAUGUGAAUGUCUCAGUUUAGAGGGUCAUGUGGGUGUACUAAUUCCUGGAAGAGAACUCCCUCAUUGGUAUAGUCCUCUGGGGAAUUUAAGAGUUCACAUGCAACCUCCUCUUCCUUUCUCAAACAAGAGGGAUUGUGCAAGGAAGCUGUUCACAGAAGGGAGUUCUGAAGGGAUCCUUGCUUGCUGCGGCUCGGAUCUUUUGGAGUUUCUGUAGCUUGAUUUUCCUUUUACCGGUAGAGUGGAUAACCUUGGAAAUGCACAGAAAAAUAUCAUUUCUUAGUGACAGUCUAUAAGGAUUUGCUUUUAGAAAGAAAGUCUCGGAUGAGUCUGAAUCUGCAAUCUUUCCUGUAUUUUCAUUUCAUGGAUAGUUUCCCUUGAGAAAAGGAUUUGGUAUGAUUCUGCUGGAACCAGAAACUAUAUUAAUGGCAGUUCAAUCAGGUAACUUCCCUUUAGUUAAAUAAUGUUAAUGUGCAAGCAGUACCAGGAUCUGGGGAGUGGAACAGAAUGCAGAGGUGGUUUUUUAAAAAAAAUAAAAAAGGUUGUAUGUAUUUCAACUUGGAGAUUUCCUCCCCCAUAAAUUCAAAUGUUUGAACAAUGAGAUCACUUCUCUGAAUUUCAAGCAAAUAGCUGCCAAACCUUAGGUUUUUUAAUGAAGUAAAUUUGACUGGGAAAGACUUCUCUCCUGAUUACUGGCUGUGAGCAUGCAGGCUACAGGUUUUAACUUUUGAGGAAUUCUUCGGGGAGCACUUGGACUAAUCUUUGGGAAUUUGCUUCUGCUUUUUAUAGAAUUUUACUUCUACAAAAAUUGUUUUUUUGCUUACGUUUCAAAUUCCGCUUAUCUUCAUUGUAUGACAGCAUGGUUAGUAAAAAUUCUUGUAAAGAUCCACUCUCAUAUGAUUAAACUGUGUGAAAUGAAGAGAUUUGAUACCUUUACAAAGUAAGGAUGUACAUAUACAGUACCUUCCUCAUGUAAAAACACUUGCAGUGGAAAUUGAGUGCAUGUCCUCUUAAAGUUAGGGAUUGUCUAAUGUGUUGUCUAAUGGCAAUGCAGUAUUCUCUUGUUUACAAGAGGUCCAGAGAAUCAACUCUCUGUGCUAGUGGAAUAUUUUGUUCAGAUAACUCCUUAAGAAAGCUGUUAUCCCUUGCAAACUGGACAAUUCCUACAUUCUUUUUUUAAAAAAAGAUGAGAGUGGGAAUACUAUAAAAGUCCCAGUUGCUCUGGGUAGGGUGGGGAAUUGCUUUCUUUACUUCGUUCUUUCUAAAAAGUUGUUAGGGUCUGCAGCCAGGCUAGUCUUUCUAGACAUUUAUGGAUCAGUAUUAAAACACAGGAAGUGAAAUUUGGAACAAAAGGACAAUUUUUAGAGAGUGAUAUACUGUGAUGAUCUGUGUUGGGAUUGAUGGCUCCUGUUGGGGCAUGUAGGAGAGGGAUUGGAGCAGGAAUAGCAAAGAGUCUGUCAUUCAUUGUCGAUUUUUAAAGGAUUUUUUAACAAGACCUUUUGUAUGUGCCACAGGAUGUACUGGAGGGUGCACUGGCAAUCCCAAACUAAGCCGUGGCUUGUCUGAACAUGUUGUCCAAACCUAUCCUCAUGGUUUAGCUCACUCCAGAAUAACCAAAAACUGUAAACCAAGAACCAACAUUGGAUAUGGCUUGUGGUUAGUCUGGAGAGAAGUAAACAAUGAAUUGCAGUUUGUUGGACACACCAAGCAAUGACAGCUUAACAGAAUGAUGGAAUGAAGGGGCUGUGAUCCCCUUCUCAAAUGACCACAUGCUAACACAUUGUAAUAAGGCACAAUUUGGCUUAGCUUGAUGUGUUAACUAGGCCAACCUGAGCCAGGAAACUGGCUUAAUUCCUGCUUGCAAUCAAGUGUCUGAUCAGGGUUCAUUAACCUGAAGAGAGCCAUACAGUUAUAGUUUGAAGCUAUGUAUGUUUAAAUUCUGUAACACUAGUGAUUUUUAAAAAGAAUAUAAAGUAAUUUUUGAAUCUGGCCCUCCUCUCAACCAUUUCCACUGGAAAUGCACUAAAGUCUAAUGCACACUAUUAUAGGAUGGUGUAUGAAACACAAUUUAUGAAAUUAUUUGGCAUUAAAUAUUUGCUGAAAGCUACUUGCUUUUUUUAAAAAAGCCUUUACUAAAAACAACUUGAGUGCUGUAGCUCUGUCAGUGUUUGGUUUAUAUGAGUAGAUAAGUAUCCGUAAACCUUGUUGCAUGUGAUCAUAUGUGUCAGGUUCCUUUUUUCUAUUUUAAAGAAACUAGUUCCAGUUAUUUAAAUAGAUUCUUCUACACACACACGCAUAUUUUUCUUAAGUUCACUUCCUUUCAUUUUGUGAGUGUGCUGUCCUAGUUUACAGCUUCCUCUGCAGAUAAACUGGAAUUGAGGUUUUCCCCCUUCAAAACAUUCCCAGCAUGUCCAGUGUUUGGGAUGCAUCUAUUUUUUAAAGUAUCUUGGUUCCCAGAAAAAGAACUACUUAAGAUUUGUCUUUCAAACUCUGUUUGGCUGAUGUCAUAAACCAGUUCCAGCUGUCUUAGAUUAAAGCAAAUGCUGAUAGUGAAGAGGGAUUUCCAUGGCAUUCUAAAAUAGGAUGUGUGGGAUGCACACUCAACAUCCAUUGUAGCUUAUGAGGCCACUGCUGCUUAAAAAAAGAAGUGUGUGCGUUUAUAUAGGCAUAAAAUCACAAUUUGAGUUAUGGCUUAAAACAGGUGUGGGGAACUGGAUCGGGCUGGCAGGCCGGAUUCUGAUGUUUCCCACACCCCAUGGGCCACUUUGACAAGUGGUCAGGGCUACCCACCUAUUCUUCUUUGGCAAUCACUUGUAGCAGAGUAAGAUUGUCUUCCCUGAACACGGUCUUAACAGUGAGUCUGUAAGUGACUGUGGAGGCCAGUUCUGGAUCCACACGUCCUUCCACAGUCAGUGGGGACAUAGGUUUCCGGGUGGGAGUUGAUCACAGUGAGGGUUUGCCAAACGUGCCUUCCUCUUAGCAUGUUUUCUCCCUUUCGUCCUGAGUUUGAGUGUCUUCAAAGUCCGCAACACCUUUGGUAAAGGCUGUUCUCUGGAGCGACUGCAGGCCAGUGUUUCCUAGUGUUUCCGACCUUAUUUUAGAUUUGCCUUGAGAGAGUCUUUAAACCACUUUUGUUGACCACGAGCAUUACACUUUCCAUUUUUAAGUUUGGAAUAGAGUACAGUGGUACCUCGGGUUAAGUGCUUAAUUCGUUCCGGAGGUCCAUUCUUAACCUGAAACUGUUCUUAACCUGAAGCACCACUUUAGCUAAUGGGGCCUCCUGCUGCUGCCGCGCCGCCGGAGCACAAUUUCUGUUCUCAUCCUGAAGCAAAGUUCUUAACCUGAAGCACUAUUUCUGGGUUAGCGGAGUCUGUAACCUGAAGCGUAUGUAACCUGAAGCAUAUGUAACCCGAGGUACCACUGUACUCUGUACUGUCAGCAGGGGUGCCAACUUGAAUAAAAUAUUUUUUUGGGGGGGGGGAGGUAAGCCCCACCCUCCAUAAUUGAUUACAAGAUGCAGCACAUGCAGAGCAUUUGAAUGGUAAUGCCCAUCAAUUUGGUGGGGGGGCUGGCCCCUCUCAAAUUCUUUAUUGGAGAGACUGAAAGUAGGCAGUUAUGGUGGGAAGUGAGCAUGCUGAUUGGAAGUAUUUACUGUUUAGGGAAGCUUUUAAUGUUUGAUGGAUUACUGUAUUUUAGAAUUUUGUUGGAAGCCACCCAGAGUGGCUGGGGAAGCCCAGCCAGAUGGGUGGGGUAUUAUUAUUAUUAUUAUUACUACUGGCAGUUAAGGGAAAUAAAUGCACAUUGACAAAACAUAGCCAGGGCCAGUUUUCAUGAAGGAUGUCUAUUAAUAGUUAUUAGCCUUAAUGACUAUGUUCUGCCUUCACUGUUCGAGGCGCUAUGCUUCUGUAUACCAGUUGCUGGGAAUGAACAAGUAGAAGGUGAAUGCUUUUGCACUGAAGUCCUGCUUGUGGAAUUCCCACUUGUAUCUGGUUGGCCACUGUGAGAACAGGACGCUGGAUUAAGUGAGCUUUUGGUCUGAUGCAGCAGGGCUUCUUUAUGUUCUUAAGUGUGGUACCUUGAGGGGUGAUUAACUUUCCUCCUCCCCACACGGGUAGAGUUUUCCCACCCUUCCAUUUGCCUAGUUGUGCCUAGUUGUGUAUGUGGCUGAGAAGCAAGGCUUGCUGGAAGCCAUCUAGUGAGUUGAUGUGUAGGAGGCAAUUCUCUUGGCACUUAGAUGCACUUUUGAGGAUAUGUUACUUGAACAUGUGCAAGCUUGUAUUCCAUUCUACUUCACCCCCAAGAGAUAAAAAACUGUCUAAAAGGAAACAGGUUGUCAAGAAUAAUGAAUAGCACACUAAUAAUAACAACUUAAUUUUCUGUAGACGACCAUGCCACCAGUUGUUUUGUGGGUGUGGCUUUGCAUUUUGCUCUUAAGGUAUAUACCACCUUAACUGGACAAAGUGGAAGAUCCCCAGAUCAAAACUACCCUGAACUCUUUUAGAAAGCCUUAAAGUAGAGCUUUUUAAAAUAAAGGUCAAUCUUAAUUACCCUUUCACAUAUAUUUUUGUGUCUUUUACUUAGUAAGCAUUUAUGUUGCCAAAUGUUCUUGGAAGAAUCUGGAGCUAUUGUAAUGCAUAGUAACUGUCCUUAUUGACUGAAUGCCUGAUAUUUUCACAGGACACAGUGUACUUGAACAGUGAAAUUUAUGUUUUUGACAACUUUAUUAGAUUUCCAUCCAUUGCCUAUCAGAUUUAUUUUUAGGAAUAUUAGAGUGCCGUAUCGGUGUGAGAGAGUCAUCUACAUCAAACCUUUAUCAUCCUUUGUAUUUUCUUCGGAGAGGGAAAACAGGGUGCAAUAUGAGCAGAUUUUCUCUACAGCCUUCAAACACUGUUUAGCAUCGGUGGCACUAAAAUGUUUGACUUUGCCCAUCUUCUUUUCAAGUUCAGUAUAAUGCAGGAGUAUGUUAGGCUUUUAUUACUGUGUAGUGGCUCUAACUAAGAUGGAGAAAUUCUGAUAGGAAAAAUGAUUUUGUAAAAUAAAUCAGAAGGUCUAUUCUCAGUAUAACUUAGUUGGAUAUUGCCCAUUAUCACAGUUCAGUAAUACAGCCCAACUAGGCAAAAACACUCCAGGAGGGUGGGGAAAGUGCUGUAGGAGCUAAAUAGAAAGAGCCUAGAGCCUGAGGUUCCCAUCUCCUGCUUUACAGUUUUUGCAGCCAGUUGUUUCACAAGCCAUUUGCAGCCACUGGUUAACCUACCAUUUUCAGGAUUUAUUUAUUUUUACAUUUCCUGUGUGAGGUGUUGCUUCCUUGUAAGUCUGCUCCUUAACCUUACACAGGAUCAUGAAUGAAAAGGAGGAGACUCAUAAAUUAUUUCAGUACAAUAAAAAUAAUUGAGAAUGCUUUGUUUCCAAAAGCUCAAAAUAUCAAGGGAAGUAUUUUAUCUUUGACCUUUUUAAUAAAAAAGCAGCUUUAGGAUUCCCACCUGGGACUAAGGCUCUAUAGGUUUGUCAGAGCUUUCUCCUUCGGCAUCAGUCAUUAAUAGGUCAUCAUCAGGCUUAAUAACUUUGAUUUAACCCGGUAGCACACAAGCCCUCAGUUUUGUCUCACAAUAGCCAUUUGUUGAAAGCAGAGGUAGCUACUAGGUUGACUUUUCCAGUUUCCAAGAGAUGGUUAUAGUUCUGCCCUGUAGCAACUCUCCUUACAGAGUAUCCAACCAUCAGUUUGUCAGGAAUAGCCUUACCUGACACUUCUGGUGCUACAUUGACACAAAUCUCUUGGAUCUACAGCACCCUCUGCUGUUCUAAUGUUAUUUUAUUAAAAGUGUCAUUUGUGCCAAAUGUACUGUGUGUCUUUUCCAUAGUAAGGUUUGUAUUGCUUUUUAGGAUAUGCCUGGAACAAAUCUCAGCUAAAGUGUCUAGAAAUCCAUGUUUGCACAAACAAAUUUGAUUGUUUACUAACAUUAAACUUGGCUAUAUCCCGUGUUUUGUCAAAGGAGUUUAGUAGAUUGUACUCGGGUUUAGCCCAUUUAUACCCAAAUAAACCUCAUUUUUAAAAAGCUGACAGUGACUUGCCGAAGGCCGAGUAUAGACUUGAACUCAAAUGUCCUUAGCGCUUGAGUCCAUGGGUGGGGAACCAGGCAGACAAUUGAAUUUAGACCAGCCAUGCUCACCUGUUAAGUCACCUGACUUUAAAUUUCAUUGGACAUGGAGAUCUCUGAGCUAAGUGCUAAGAUAACAGACAACUGAUCUCUUAUUUUCAGUCUUGGCACUAAGCACCACAGCACUAACAUCUUAAGAUCAGCAAUAAACCUCUGCUUACUCGUUAAAAGACUGCAGGCAGAGACUUUUCUCUGAUCUUAGUUCUGUGAUGAGAUAAGCCUCUGCCUGCUCAAGGAGCAUUUCUCUUAUCUCUCCGGUGGGAUCAUAGUAGGCUAAGCAAUUGCUUUCUCUUUAGGCUCUCAAUUCUUUAUUCCUUUGCAACCCUUGCUUGAAUUCAUGCCAUGGCUUCAAAGAUUCCUGGUGAAUGCAAUUCUCCAUGUGGAACCAAUUCCAGUGAGGCUUGCAUUUGACCUGAAAUUUUAAAAGAAGUGAGCUCCAGUGGUUCUUUAGGAGCUUUGAUGUUACUUGCCUCAUCCCUGAUGUCAUAUGACAUCAUGUAUGGCACAGCUUUCCAAACUCUGUGUCGCGACAGUGUGUAAGUAUGUUGUGCGAACGCUCCCUGUGCUCCUCCCAAGGCUGGAAAGGUGUUAGUUUAACUUCCAGUUUGCUAGUAAAACUGAAUUACUGUGUCAUGAAAUGAUUUAUAUCUAAAAAGUGUGUCACCAACAUUAAAAGUUUGGGACACGUGGACUUGACUGAAAGAAAAUGGCCCCUGACGGGUCUGAUUUGAUCUGGGGACUGCAGGUUCCCCAUGUCUAAUAUAUCCAGUGAUAUUUAGAUAGCCAAUGGAAUCCUUACCUUUGUUGCCAUUCAGGGUUGCUUGGCUUCAGCAUAAUCACCAUUUCAUAAAAUGCAGCAUCUGUUUAGAAAAAGAAACAUGGGCAGAUGCCUUUAUACUGAGUCAGACCUUUGGUCCAUCUAGCUGAAGUUUUGUCUGCAUUCACUGGGAGUGGCUCUCCAGGGUUUGACAGAGCAUAUUCCCAACCCUGCUUAGAGAUGCCAGGAUUGAAUCUAGGACUGUCUUCAUGCAACACAACUGUUCAUCCAUCGGAGGCCUAAAGUUAAAACGAGUGCAUUGUGUUUCACUUAAAUGGAAAAUGGUUUGCCCUAAAUAACCCCCUCCUUGCUGUUCCCGCAGAAGCUUAUUUCUUAGUUAAAAUGUUGCGUUUAAGCUUUUUACACUCCUUCCCUUUAAAACUUUAACUCUCACGCACAGAUAUUUGCUAGCUGAAACACUGUAAAACUCCUCCCCAUCUUUUGUAGUGACUUUUGUUUUCCUCAUGCUUUGAUUUAGAGUCUUGGAAGAAUCUUUGGGAUUCUUGGAGAAGGAGCCUGCGUCACUGAGAAACAUUUGACUUUUUGGCCUUGUAGUGAAGCUAGAAAUCAAGUCAGUCUAAAAGCAUUCCUUAGUCAAGCUGGCCUGCUUACCCUUUAGUUAGAAUAUGAAAGGGCCUCAGUGGGAAUCUUGGCAUUUUUACCACCUGUUGGGGCAGCUGCAGGUUAUGUGAGAAGACUAUUGAUAAGACUAUGGAUUCGGGAGGAUGUUUUAAGGGAGGUGGGAGAGAUGUGUAGGGAAGUGGCAGUCUUUUUAUUUUGUGCUUUCUUGGACCCCUUAUUUAACAUGUUCAUGUAUCCAUGAGAAGUCUGGAGGGUGGCAACAUGAGGAGCCUUUUCUGUGGUGGCUCCCAUUUGUGGAAUGCUCUCUCCAAGGAAGCUCACCUAGCAUUAUAAAUCUUUAGGUGCCGGGCAAAAACUUCCCUCUCUGACAAGACCUUUUAGAAGUGGCCAGGAUGUUUUCCCCCCUCUUGGUUUUAAUGUUUCUAUGUGGGACUUUUUGUCGGUUUUGUUUUGGGUUGCCCUGGGCAAGAUGAAGCGACUAACAAAUUCAGUAAAUAAAAAUAAUAAUAUCCGUUGUGUAACUCCAACUGAGCUGUGAGGUAACUGGUGGGAGGAUGUAAAAAUGUGACAGACCAAAUAAAACUAGCUACCAAGCCUUUUUAGCACACAGACCUGGCUUCAGCCUGGUUUUGUACCACUGCAGUGAUGUCAUAGUAGAAGAAGAUAGAUACUGGUGAUGUGGACAGAUCACUGCAUGUUGUGUGGGGGUCUCUGUUGCCCAAAUGGUUAAGAUUGUGAAGGCUAACAACUUAGAGACAUUUACACAUGGAACAUAAAAUUAAUUUGAAGAAGAGUGCUACUACUAAGGGAAGAAUUUGCUCAAUAUUGGUUAUCCGUGUUUUGUCAUCUCUUUCAAAUUCAAGUAGCUUGAGCUGCUUCUCUAGUAGAUGCAGAAGUCACUAGGUAAGGUAAUGGUAAAGGACCCCUGGACGGUUAAGUCCAGUCAAAGGCAACUAUGGGGCGUGGUGCUCAUCUAAUUUUUCAGGCCGAGGGAGCCAGCGUUUGUCCACAGAAAGCUUUCCGGGUCAUGUGGCCAGCAUGACUAAAUUGCUUCUGGAGCAACAGGACACUUUGAUGAGUGCCAGAGCACACGGAAAUGCCGUUUACCUUCCUGCCAGAGUGGUACCUAUUUUUCUACUUGCACUAGUAUGCUUUUGAACAGCUAGGUUGGCAGAAGCUGGGACAGAGUGUGGGUGGUGCUGUGGUCUAAACCACUGAGCCUCUUGGGUUUGCUAAUCGGAAAGUCGGUGGUUCGAAUCCACACAAAGGAGUGAGCUCCCGCAGAAGGCACUAUACAUAAUGAGAAAGUGUAUUGGUAUAUAAAAUUAGGAAACUUGUGGGUAAUACCCAAAGGAGAAUCAAGCUGAAGAUUACGGAACUAUGCGGUGAAGAACAUUCUUGAAGAAAAGGGAAAUACAGCGAAGGAGGAUAUAGAACAUUCUGUAGAGGAAGAUGUGCAACUUAAAAUGUUGUAUAAAGUAAAGCAGUUUAAGAUAUUGGGUAUUGGCUUGAACACUGAAGAUGUUCUUUAUCUAUAUGGCAGCCUUCUCAGUAGCGUGUCUGAAAGUCCAACUAGAGCACAGUAGUGCCUUAUCUCGUCCCAGUAAAUAACUUCUCUCAUUCAACAAAGCAAAGUUAGCUUUAACUGAAGUUCUGUGCAGCUCACUCUUACUUUUUAAGUUGUAAUGGGCAUGGAUCUGAAAGAACAUACAGUAUCCUUCACAAUCCCAAAUACUAUUUCCACAUCCUUGAGGGAAACAAUACUAAAUUGAUCCAAGUUGCUAUGACAGUUGGCUGCUUCUAAUACCUCUGGUGUGGCUGCAGUAGUAAUCGUAGUUUUCAAGAUGAAUCAUAUUUGAAUGAUUUCAUCAGUGUAGAACAGUACAAACUAAACUUGUCACAGUGAUCUGUAGAUGCCUCAUCCUUUGGCUGCUCUUUAAGGUCCUUGUAUCAACAGGAGCUUAGCUGGAUGAAAUUUCUAUUGACAUUGAGUGACAGAGGCAAAAAAAGUUUACUUUGUUCCAUGUUGUAGGCCUGUGAAAUGUUGGUGGUACUCCAGAAAAUGUUGGUACUUCACAAAAUCCUUAAAACUGGCCCACUAGUUUUAAACAUUUAUUGUAUGCAACUGCCACCUUUUAUAACUUUCCUGAAAGCAGUAAAUUCAGUAAAGAUGGAGUCUGAUGCUGGAAUUCUCUUUUGUCAAGCUUAUUUUCUUUAUGAUGCUUUCAUAAAGAGCAUCACUAUGUGUGGGUAACAAUUUCUGGUACAAUUUGUGGUUCAGUUCCUGCCCAGUCUGGGUCAUUAUGGCUUUCUUAGAUGAAUCUGCUGGCCUGGUUCAGAUGUAAAGAAAAUCCAUGGUUUCCCACUACAUGAACAAGUCUGCAAGGAGCUUGUGUGCUCCUUCUCCAGUUUUGCAUACAGGAGGAAGCUAUCUAAAGUUGCUGCUUUUAAUUUUAAACAAACCAAACUCAGAAAUGGUGGUUUGUUUCUACAAGAAUGGAAACCACAGUUUGAUACCUGGACUGUUCCCAUUAACCGUAGUUUAAACAAAUUUCAGUUUCUUAAAUUGAUGUCACAGAAAACUAUGGUUGGUUUAAAUUCAAAGCCAAAGUUUUGGUCAUCUUUUGACAUGUGAAAUAGAAGGAAGGGAAUUUGUAAGCCCAAAGCCCAUUGAUGUUAGCAGGAAACCAUCUCCCUCCUUUUCAGUGGCAGGAUGGAAGAAACAGGGCUGGGCAGGUUUGGGGCUCAGUGGAGGCCAGAUGGGAACAAGGUAAUGAGAGGGUGCUGGGUGGUCUUGAUUAUGGAGGGAGUGUGUGUGUGUGUGUGUGUGUGUGUGAGAGAGAGAGAGAGAGAGAGAGAAAGCGCACACACUUUGAGUCCAGCUCCACCUGCUGCUAGUAUGCAGUCCCAGACUGCUUUCUACUACAGGAAUGUAGCACUUGAUCCCCAAAGGGUCGCCUGUCCGUGUUCUACUGCAAUUUGGGAGGGAGGACAAAUUUCCUUUUGAAAUUGGUAGAGCUCUUUACUCCAUGUUUUGUGAUAUAUUUUUAAACAGGAGAUUUGUUAUUGUUUAGUCGUUUACCGUCUCCCUAAUGCUAGGGUCGAUUCAUGUGAAGGCUGAUAUGUUUUCCCCUCCUCCCCAAAUGUGGCAUCUGCAUGGCUGCUGCAGCUGUAACUUUGAAAUCAUUUUUUUAAAAACCACGUGACUCUCCAGGUGAUAACAACUGUUGGGAAUUCAUAGAACUGCCACAUACAGUUUCCAUAUGGACAGGCUGCCACAUAGCCACAGAGUUCAAAUGCUACAAGGCCUGUGCUACAAUACCGAAAUGGUUUUUCAGCACCACCACGUGGGGCCUAAUUUUGAACUGGCCUUUUAGCCCCUCUCUUGAGGGUAUUGAAUUUAUAGCUAAAUCAAGACCGUUGGCAUAGUUCAGAGUGUGUAUUGGGCAUCUAUAGAAAUAAGUCAAUUGAGGCUCCGGGGAGGCAAGAGGGUAGUCUCUGCUUCUGUGUAAAUGAAGCAUUCAAAUUACGUUUGUGUCUUUAUAUCUGCUAAGGGUUUUGUUGCCUUGGCACACACAUUUGGAACAUAAAAAUGUAGUAGAUGUACUUUGCCACAGAGGCAGAGCUAAAUCUUGGAUGCGUUUUCAUAUUUGUUGAAAGGGAAUGGUAAUCUGGUUCUUGGUGCUUAGAGUACAGUUUGGCAGUUGAAAUAUUUAAAGUGCAGUGCCCUCGGAUUUGUGAGGUAAUGAGAGACUGAUAUGGAAAAGGAAGUGGGGAGGUCUGGAGGUGUGGAAAGAGCUCAGAAUGUGCUUUGACGUCAUCUGAUAGGUUUUCCAGCAUGCAGCGGCUAUUCCUGCUGCAUCUACAGUUCAUGUUAUUUUAAAACUCUGUCAAAAGUGAGGGUGGCAGUAUAUCCUGUGUGUAUGCAGGUCCACUGUGGGGGCAGGGACUGCCUUGGGGCCUUUCAGCAGCUGGGCAGGGAUCCAGAUUCCCAGGCUGGCUGACUCCCUGUGCUUGAGAGAAACUGCAACUGAAGUUUCUCUGUCCAUCAUGGCUAGGAAACUCCUGAGCUGCUUGAGCAGCUGCAGCCAGUUGCCUGGAAGGAUAAGCUCUAUGCUCUGGGCAGCAUGUACAAUGUGCUGCAUACUUGGAAGUUUUGCUCAAUCGCUCUGAAAGUAAUUGUCGCCACAAAGUGACUUCUUGGGAACACCCUUUGUUUAGGUAGUCUGUGUACCAAAUUGUUCUAAAAUAUGUAAUCUUUGUAAAGGUAGAUUUAGAGUGAAGCCUUUGAAUUUACAUUCCCUUUUGUGUUCCAUAGUAAUCUGGGUGCAAUCAUUUGGAGAAGUCUUGAAUUUCUCUGUGGACUUCAUUCUAGAUUUUUGAAGCUUUGUCCUUGCUCAGCAAUAACAUCCAAGAGACCUCUUAAUUCCUAGGAUGAAAAUUGUGCAAUUCUUUCACUACAGGGAGUAGGACUAGGCGUGCUAUUCCAGUUUUCUUUCCUGUGGGACUGCAUGUUGUAAUGUUUUUAUCUGUGAAAUAUUUUAAAUAUUAAGCUGUUUUUGCCCUAUAAGGCAAUAAUUAUUCGUUGCAACAUUUCUUUGUAAAGAAAUUGAAAUGUUUUUGUAUCAGACCUAACCAAGAGAAGGGAUCUUCCUUGAAUAUUUUCAAGACAAGAAGAUGCAUUAUUAUAUGUCCUUUAGAUCUAGGGUAUCUAGUAUUAGAGCAAGAAUUAGCCUAACUGACCCUAUGGCUCUCUUUCAACUUGCGCCAGAUUUCACUAGCUGUGGCAAGAGGGAAGGGAAGGGCUGUGGCUCAAUGGCAGAAUACUUGCUUUGCAUGCAAAAAGGCUAGGUUCAAGCCCUAGCAUAACCAGGUAGAGAUUCCUGUCUGAAACCCUGGAUACCUUCUGCUAACCAGUGUAGAGAAAGAACUAGAUGAACCAGUGUCUGACUCUGUAUAAAAAAGCCUUCAAUGUUCCUAGGCGGGACAUACUCGCCUGUUUGAGGAAAGCAGUAUCAAAUUGAUCAAGAAGUGCUAAGAGUUGAAAAAUCUUUUCUCCUUGAUUAUUGCAAGUUCUAGUUCUGCAGUGAAUGGUAGCAAGCAGUUGGAAGUUCAUGAUAGUCUUUUAUAAAAUGGAGAUGCAUUCUCUUAAUGUUUUUCUGACACAAUGCUCCACUGUAAUGUAGUAUUUAACAGUUGUUAACCAUUGAAAACCAGAAUAAGGUCUUGCCCUUAUUCUGACAUUUCAGAAAUGGAGCAGACAGGUUAAACUAAACCACUCCUUGUGAUACAGUUACAGUGGUACCUCUGGAUGCGAACGGGAUCCAUUCUGGAGCCCCGUUCACAUCCAGAAGCGAACGCAACCCGCGUCUGCGCGGGUCGCGAUUCGCCACUUCUGCGCAUGCGUGUGAUGUAAUUUUGACCAUCUGCGCAUGUGUGAGCAGCGGAACCCAGAAGUAAUGCGCUCCGUUACUUCCGGGUCGCCGCAGCGCGCAACCCGAAAAUACUUAUCCUGAAGCUACUUCAACCUGAGGUAUGACUGUAUUUUGGUCUUUAAUGCACAGAGAAUUCUCUCUUGUGUUAAUCAGCACCUUUUCUGGGUAUACUCUAAUUGAGUAUUGGUUAAAUGGAUGCCUCAGUGCCUACUGAUCCAGAGAUUCCCCCCCCCCCCAAAAAAAAAAUCUUUGUGAACACAGCAGUUAAGCUUCAGUGGUGGAGAUGAGGAGGAGAGGGCAGGAACUAAAUUACAUGAUGAUGCUUGCCUGACAAAUGUUUGAGGUCUGAGUAGAGAAACCAACUGCUUUACUAUUUUGGGUGAAUGAGGUUAGCUGUUGCUGCAAGCAGCUUCAUGAAGGAAUCCAUCCAUCUGUCAAUGUGCACAGCCGUGAGUGAGGCUCAGUACUCCCUAGCUCCUUACAAUGUGCAUGUACAUACACCCCUUCUUGGGGGAGGGAAGGCCUUUUUCUUUUUGAAUCCAGUGUUAAUGAAACUGGCUGGUAUCUGAGAGUAAGGCUACAGGAACGUCUUUGUGCAACCUAUUCUGACGAGUCCCUUCCUGAGGAUUAUACAGCUCUCCAGAGGCCUGAGAGACAUUUUGGUCUUGGGAUUUUCUUCAGCAUGUUGGACAAAACCAAAACCCUCCAGCCUGCUUAUGGUGGGAUUGUGCCAUUUGCAGAGAUUGUGUCAAAGGAACAAAAGAAUGUAAGCUUGAGUCAGGAUUCUUACCACAGCCUGCGGGAAGGUUCGUAAGCUCUUUCUAUUUUCCUAUUUUCCUGUGACCGUUCUUAAUGGUUUGCAUAUUGAAUCUCUUAUGGUCUUCCAGUAUAACAUAGCUCUUUCCAAUGAAUUAGUUUGUGCUGGUAGUGUUACUUACUUGAAUGUGUUUCAGCUUCUCUUGGAAGCUGCUGCUUGUUCCAUUUUAUGAAGGUCUCUUGUAAGCAAGGGUAUGAAUCAUUCUGUUAGAAAUUUAAUUGGUUUUUACAGCAAAUGUGGGAGACUUUAGUCUUCAGCAGGCCUCAGUGUCUCGGUAGCACAUGUAGUUGUGGUACAGAGUGCUUAUGAGGGGCAGAAAAAGGAUAUAAAUUGGUUAUGAAUAUUCAUGUAGUGCAGUAUCAAUAUUUGAUCCAUGUUCUUGAACAGGUAUUUGGGCAGGGGGAAUUAAGGUAUGAGACAUCCAAGAAAUGAAUAUUAUUGUAAGCAGGGGGAUUGUAGGAGAUUUGUUUGAAGAACAGACAGUAUUGGGGCAGGGAAGGAGAUGUGAGGAAAUUGAGGCAGUCAGCAGAAGGGUUCCUGUUAGCAGAAAUAAUGAAGGUGUCUGUAAUGAAGUCUAGCAUGCCAUUAUAUGGAAAGGCUGAAGGUGAAUUUAUGGGCAGGUGUAACCAAUGAAGUGCCCUCCAGUUGUUGAUGGACUAAAACUCCCAUGGUCCCUGACCAUUGGCUGUGCUGGCUGGGAUCGACAGAAGAGAAAUUCCAACAACAUCUGGAGAAUACCAUAUUCUUCCGCUAUUUCAUCCAGCAGAUUCACGGGACAGCCCAUAAUAUCUUGUGCUGUAUUCACCACCUUCUGUAGGCACUUCCUAUCAGUUGAUGUCAAGCCAGCAUACCACACCGUGAUGCAGUAUGAAAGGACACUUUCUAUUGUUGACCGGUAGAAGGAGAUCAUCAAAUGUUGAUUGACAUCAUUCUUUUGCAAUACUCUGAGGAGAUGGAGUCUCCGUUGGGCUUUCUUAACCACCUGGGUUGUAUUUAUUUUUCAAGUAAGGUCUUCACUGAAAUAAACUCCUAGGAAUUUAAAGGAAGAGACUCUCUCCACACAGCCCUGCCCGAUGUACAGCGGGGCUAGUUCUCCUCUCUUCCUCCGAAAGUCCAACACCAUCUCCUUUGUCUUGCUGAUAUUAAGGUGCAAGUUGUUCCUUAGGCACCAUGUGAUUUAUGGAUUGGAACCAACCAACACCUUAAGUUUAUAAUCUGAACCCACCUGAUAAAAGGCUGCCUGCUUACAUUUUUGCCAAUUAUCUCUCUUAACUGUUCCCCAAAGCGAAACUGUCAUUUGAAACUGUCAUUCAAAUCUGUUGGGUAAGUGCAUCUUUUCCUUCCCCCAACUCCCACACAAAGGGGUGUAAAGAUGCUUACUGUUUGGUGAAGCUGCUUCUUUUGGAAACAUGUAAGUCCAGAAUCCUUUCUAUAAAGCAAGUAUACAUUGCCAGGAUCUGUCGGAGACAUGUAGGUAAAUUCAAAACAUUGCCAGCCAAGGCAAUCAGUGAGUUACCAGCCCCAUGGGAUGCAAGCAGAAGAUUUGGAAAAAGACCACAACAGAAAUGGGAGCUGGAAUUUGUGUUCAAGAUGCAGAGAACAAAUAUGUAGCAGAAGUGUGGUAUCAGGUUGUGACUGGUUCUUGAAGGAAGUAAAAGCAGGUAUGUUUUUUGAAUAUUUGUUGAUGGGGUCAUUUGCUUUCUGUGUAGUGUUCCAAAAUUCUAGGAUACUCAGAAGGAUGCUGGACAUGACAAAAGGCAGGGUUCAGCCAUAGCAGGCAGUUGGGAUACUUUUGACAAAGUAAAGUAUUCACACGGAAACAGGCUUGAGCCAGUAACCUUCUCUUGUUAAUGCAAGGCUCGAGGGGUGGGGGGGAGAGGAAGCUGAAAAAGAGAUAUUGCAAAUGGAAGUGCAGCUUACAGUCAAGUUUUUGAAGAAUCAGCAUGAAAGACUGACCUUAUGGGGUGGGAUUCCUGCCAGAGCUUACAUUCCAAUUCUGGAUAGCUCCCAGACAAGGCAUAUACUCUGGAAUUUAUUCAAGCCCAGUAUGGUCCAGCUGAACGCCAUUUGACUUGCUUGUUUUAACUUGCAAUCCCAUUAUACCAGCUGUGCUUGUGUAAUGUAUUUGCAAAGGCAGAUGCUGUGAGCUCUGUGGAAACGCAUUGCACUGCACUGUAGCAGUUACUGCUACUCUGUCUAUGCUCUAAGACCAAGCACUCCAGCUUGCCCACCUUGGCUCAGAGACUUCUAGCAUUAACACUUCCAUAUAGUGUCUCUAUUCAGAUGUGUUUGGUGUUUGUGUUUUAGCCUAUCAUGCUUUAGCCUCUCUGUACUGCUAUAAUGUGCCCCUUCUGACUCUCAUCCUGUGCCUGCCUGUCUUGCUGGCCUUACACUUGGAAUGGGUAGCAUUUCAGAGAAAACAGAAGGUCCUUGCUUUCAGCAUCCUACCUAGCAGCCUAAAUUUCACUUCCAGGACCUCAUGUUUACAUUUCCUCACUUCAUUGGUGUCACAGCCACUAACUCCUCCCACAAACUAUCAGGCUAUCUAGACAAUGUGCAGCACCCACAAUUUUUGUGUCGGGCGAACAAGGCAGUCUGCACACCCAUCACACACCCAGCUAUGCAUGCCCCCAGUUAUCAAACCAGCCACUAUUAGUAUUCCUUCUAGGGCAGGCAUGUCCAACUCCCAAGAGACUGCGAUCUGCUCACACUAUAAAAAGACUGGCUGUGAUCUACCCAUUCUCAUUGCCAGAAGUUUGUUGUGUGUAUGUGUUUUGGAACACUAUGGCGAUCGACCAGGGACACCCCCCCCCUGCGAUCGACCGGUUGGACAUGCCUGCUGUUGGGGAUAUCCUUCGCACUGAAGGCUGAAACUUUCAACUGGGUCCUUUUUUUAACCUGUGAAGUGUAAUUCAUUUAACAUAAACUGAAAUCUACGUACAUUGAGUUUGAUCUAAAAGUUAAGCUUACCUUUUUUUAUUUGAAGCUGACUCACCCACUAGCUAGGUUUCUGCCAUGUGGAAUUCUAUAUUAGUGGUUAGGAUUUAGUCUAGUUCUCUUGCAUACUGUAAUACCUCUAUUGCAAGCCUUUUUGUUUGUGAACUUUGUCAGCAUUCUAGUCUUUCUGUGACAGCUGAAAUGGCAAACAAUGGUUAGUGCUUGCCCUCCAACCCGAAAUGGAAACUCAUUUCAAACCAAAAUUUCAGAUUUUGGUUUAAUGGGAAAGUGUUGUCUGAUGAAGCUAAGCAAAUAAUUAUUCAGUUAUCGCUACCAUGUAUAGUGGAGGCCACAACUUGAAUGAACCCUUUUCUUCUUCUUUAUGGGUUCUGAUUAAUUAGGAUAAUUUGCUAACCUCUACUGCACUGUUAGGGCCAGUCCCAAGCACUGAGCUAAUUUCAUAGUGGUCCAUUUGUGCUAUGAUGCAUAUCAUACUUCAAAUUGUUACUGCUGCAUUAUGUCUAGGUAUAAGGGCUUUGUUCAGAAUUUCUCUAAUAUUUUGAUUUUCAGAGGAAAGUAACUCUAUUGUUCUGUAGUGUAUAGUCCCAAGUUACUGGUCCCUGCCAGACUGAAAGGCACUGCCACUGUGUGCUCAUCUUGAACAUACAUUCAGCUAGUAAGCACCAUGCACUAAUCAGGUGGUUUUCUUUUCUUGUUGUCUGCCUUGUCCUUAGUAACGAUGGCACAUUUCAGCUUUUAUAAAUGAGGGUCAUUAUGACACAGUUUAAAAGCAUACUGCAUAAAUAUACCAAAUAUUCAGACAGGAAAACUGAAACUAAUGAACACAUAAGGGCUGGAUGUGGAAUUACAGGAAGAAAGGCUCCCUCUGAAUAGUAGACUUAGAAUGUUACAUGAAAUUAGGUGAUAAGGAAGUUUGGAAGAGUAUAGAUACCUGAAGCAGCUGCUUUCUGUUCAGACUUUUUGGAUACAUUUGACAUGUUUACUCUCCUAGUUUACCAGACUGCUCCUAUGAGCCACAGCUGUUACCUUAGACCAGGCAUGGCCAAACCUGGCCCUCCAGCUGUUUUGGGACUAUAAUUCCCAUCAUCCCUGAACACUGGUCCUGUUAGCUAGGGAUGAUGGGAGUUGUAGUCCCAAAACAGCUGGAGGGCCAAGUUUGGCCAUGCCUGCCUUAGACCUAGUGACAACUGUCUAAGGCAGCAUUUCCCAACCUUGGGCCUCCAGCUGUUUUUGGACUACAACUCCCAUAAUCCUCAGCUAGCAAGACCAGUGGUCAGGGAUGAUGGGAAUUGUAGUUCGCAAACAGCUGGAGGACCAAGGUUGGGAAACACUGGUCUAAGGCACACUUGCUUUGCAUACUGCAAUCUAAGUUUGUUUUCUAAAAUGGUCAUUGAAUUUAUAGAUUUAGAAAUUUGGCAGCCAAAAAGAACCCACAUGGAGUUGUCUUCUCUUAGUAGACCCAUUUAAAAUUAUAGACUAACUUAGGUAUUGUCCAUUAAUAUCAUUAGGCCUACUCAGGAAUAUGACUAACAUUGAUUAUAGCCCAUUGUGCUUUAAACACUUUUAUUGCUUCCAUACCAAGAGGACAAUUAAUGUGUCUGAGAAUGUUUUUGGAUGCUUGUCCAUGAUUACAGUGCAGUGGCCCAGUAUUAAUGGGGAUGUUCAAGGCGUGUGUGUGUGUGUGUGUGUGUGUUUAUAUUGGCAAUAUUGCAUUCAUUUCAGAUGGAGAGGUCAAAAUAGAAAAGAUUUCAUUAUAAGGGCUUUUUUUCAUUCCAGUCAGCUAACUUGAAUAAAAUAGGGAGGGGCAGGUAAGUCUCGCCCCCAUAAUUGAUCACAUGAUGUGGUGCAGGCACACCAUUGAGCUUUGACUUGAUGAUUUGAGAAGUGUGCAAUCCCAAAUUAAGGAUUCACAGUUGCUGCUCAGAGUGAUACCUUGAAGCCUAACCUUGUAUAAAAGUAAGAUUUCUAUUUCAUUCACAAUAGCUUUAUUAACUUCCUCAAGCUUUGUUGUAUUGUUAUUGCAGCAACAUCAAAUGCAAAUGAUCAGCAGAAAAAUAUUAAUGUAUUUAAAAAGAUUUCUAGGCCACCCCCAGGACAGUGUCCUCUGGGUGGCUUGCAAAAUUAAAACAAAAGGAAUUGUAUGUCUCUUGAAGUUGCUGAACUACUGAGUGUGUUCUUGCUAUACUAAUUAGUGUCAGUUCAAAUAGAUCAAAGCAUCUCUUCAAGACAAAGGUAUUAUUUAUUUUGGGGAAGUGUACAUUUAGCUAAAACCAACUUACAUGUUUUACAUUUAUAUUCUGCCUUUUCCCCAAGGAGCUGAAGGUGGCAUGCAAGGUCUUCUUUUCCCUCUCCACUUUUUCCCUCACAACAAUUGUGUGAGGUAUGUUGGGCUUAGAGAGAGCAGCUGGCCCACUAUGGGCUUCAUGAUCGAGUGGGCAUUUGAAUCUGAACUUCUAGUCUUAGUUCAGAAUUUAACCAUAUUAGCAGUAUAGAUCAGGUGUAUGGAAUCUUGGGUCCAGGGGCCAAAUGCAUCCCUCUUGACCUGGCCCUUGGGACUCUGCCCUGGCCAAACACCCUCAUUGGUCCUUCUCCGCACCCUCCUCUAGUGAUUUUACUUUGCUGGAACAUGUCAUUGAACUGAGAAAACAACUCUUUCUGGCCAGGAUGGAGACUGAUGUUUGUGUGUGGCCAUGCCCACCACUGGCUCAUGGCCCUUGGAAUGUUUGCCAUAAUAUGGCCCUCUGAAUGGAAAAGGUUCCCUACCCUUGGCAUAAACAAAUAUCCUAGGCCACAGUGCUAAAUAAAGUUCUGAAGAAUCUACAGAUUACCCAGAACAGUGUUUCUGAAACAGUUGACCAGGAUCAGCCAGUGGGUCUCAGUGCCACUGGAUGAAACAAACAGGUAAUUUUUGGGGGGUAGGGUUACGGUACAAGUUGAGUCUGAAAGGAGAAUGGGAGAAGAAAUUGUAGGAGAUGGGUAAAAUACUUUGAGAUGCACGUAGGGAUGGGAAGGGGGGAAAACAAAAGAAAAAACAUUUUCCUACUCUGAAUCAGACUUUGGAUCGGCAAACUUUGCCCCAAAUGUAGAGGUUGUACCUUAUCUCCAGAGCAGAUGUCUGUACUGAGCUUAAGGAAAGCUGAGCUAUAGAACUCCUUGCUACAAGGAAAAUACCAUGGCAAAGAAUUUAGCAAUAUCCAGAGAUGGAUUAGAUAGCAUGAUGUCAGUAACAGCCAGCUGAUUGUACCAAAGUCUUCUUCCGUUCUGUGAUGAUGAACCUCAGGAAUUUCCAGCCAUCUCAGGUUUUGCCUAGAGGGUAGAAAGCUUGAUAAUUCCUCAUCUAUCAUUUUAAAACUCAGUAUGACACACAGUCAACAAGAUCAUAUAACUCAUUAGUCACACUAAUGACUUGAGUGUUGGAAUUCCUUUCCCUUAUCAAAGGGAAUAAUUUUCUUUGGAGAUAGAAUAAGGCAAGUGGGACCUACAUUUUUAAAAAAUAGAAUACCUUUUUUGUAUUUUUGCACUUCCACUCAAGUUUGAUGAUAUCCCCCUCUUUUUUGUGGAUAGUAUAGCUUUGACUACAUAAUAAGCAUCAAAAACUUGAGCUUUAGGGAACUUUCUCACAGGUUCUCCUCUUUAGAAUCUUUUUUGUUUUACCUUUAGUAAAAGAGUCCCUUAUCACUAGAUCGGCUUCAAGGGAAAGAGCAAAAUAGGCUGUUGAAAAUGGAUGAAAAUAUAUUUGAGAUAUUUCUCAAAUUCUAAAAGUUAUUGGGGAGAGGGAUCUGGUAUGAAGGCUGUUGAAGUGCAUCUGUUUUCCUUGAUGCUUUUGAAGUGUGUGUCUCUUGUCUAUUUGCAAGGGACUGUGGUUGUAUUCAGCAGCACUGUAAGAAUGUGAACAGAUGCCUGGUCUGCUUACUGGCAGCUGUCUUAGCAAUCUUUCAGAAGUAAAAACUGUUUUGUUUCUCAGGAAGAUUUCUGGGAGCUUGGAAAUGCAAAUAUUAAAUCACUGUGGUUUGAGGUGGAGAAGAUUUCCUUCCACCAACUGGAACUGAGUAAAAUGCAGUUAAAGGAACUGAUUCUGUUUUCUACAUUUCAUAUCUGCUUUUGUAAGCCACCCCUUUAUAGCCCAAAGGGAAGUAGUUCGUUUUUUCUCAGCAUUUUUGCAUUGGUAUAAUCCCUUGACAUGAAUAUAAAUAGGGUGUCUUGCCCCGAGUGUCUCCUAAAGAUAUUACAGAGUAAAUCAGCAAGUUCUCCUGUUCCUUACUGUAGUUGCCAAGGAAGCUGAAAAGAAACUCCUGGCAUUUUGCAGCAGCAGUAGUUCCUGCACUCAAGUAAAAACAGGAAUGGAGUGUGAGAUGUAGUAAAGCAAACAGUUUUCUAUAAGUUUUGUCCAAUGCUUAAGAUUGAUGAGCUCUUCAAGAGUUCAUACACAUCAUAGGAGCAAUAUACACUGUAAAACUGAAAUGAAUGCAAGUUCUUUCCCCUUAUUCCAGUUGGUAUACUGUAAUACAAAUUAUUGCUGAUCUUCUUCCAGCUGAUGGAAUACACAGCCAUGACUCUUUAGGUGGUGUGUACAAUCUGCUUCACUUAAAUGUUUAUGAACUAUAUAAUCUGCCAAAGUGCAUAGACAGUUCACAUUCCCCCUCAGCCUUCAGUGGAUUAAAGUAUUAUUCUCUAGAAUGGCAUCAUGUUUCAUGUACAAGGCAAAAGCCUGCUCUAAAUAAGCUCGCAAGCACCUCCAAUCUAAGAUCGAAGCUCAUAUGUUUGCUACAAGAAAGCAUUGGCAUUCAGGGAAGUUUUUAAUGUGUGAUGUUGUAUUGUGUUUUUACUGUUUUUUGUUGGAAGCUGCCCAGAGUGGCUGGGGUAGUCAGAUGAGUGACAUAUAAAUAAGUUGUUGUUGUUGUUGUUGUUGUAGUGCAUAACUCUCGGUCUCUUCUGCAUUCUACUCUUUUUGGACCUGGCAAAUGAUAUUUCAUGAAUCCAUUUAAAAGCUGGUUAGCACUUUGAGCUUUCAGCAAUUUCACUGUAAGCUCCUUAAUUUUUAUUUCUUAAUGGUCUCACACUUGGAACCAAAUACCUUCUAUGCUGAGUAUGUUUUGGGAGCACUCAUGAUUCAGAAGGGAAUAUGAACAUUUCAUGAGAGUUGGUUGCUAGCUGUCAGAGUCACCAUAGCAAGAAAGGAAUAUAACCUUUUCAAAUAAAGUUCAGAUUAAUUGGGGAUGGGAGGGUGGUUUUGAGCUCUUUAAAUGGCUUAUUUGCAUUGGUAUCUUAGCAGUUAGUGCUGAAUUGAAAUUGAUGUUAGCAUCCAUCUGUCUUGAGAAAUAAUGGAGUGUGCCUCUGGGGGUGAAGUCAAACCAUUGUGUUAGCAGCACCAAGUGACCACCUUAGGGUGCAAGCCUGGGCAGUGUGUAUGGAGGUCCUGGGCUGCCCAGACAACAAGACCCCGCCCUCGCUGAUGGUGGUCCAAAGGAAAGCAGAGCAAUAUGUUUGGCACCAGCUUGGCUGCAGGAGUUGCGAUAAGGAAGCAUAUAAGGCACCAUCCAAUUGUCUUAGGGACUCCAGUCUGGAUUUGUGUAGGGUUUCCUCCUUAGCUUUUUCUUCUCCUGAAAAACAGUGGAGGUUUAGGAUCAGUUUUUCUUCUCUGAGACGGGCUGCCUUCCCAGCUUGACAAGCCCCAGCUACCUCUUGAGGUGAAAUAAUGUUGCAUUUAUUUAUUAUAUUUUAAAUGUUGCAAAUUUACAAAACAAAAUGAUCACAAUUGCACAAUGUAUAAACAGAAUGGGUAGUCUUAAUAGAAUUUGAUCACCAAAGGGCAGUGCCUACUUAAUUUAAUAUAAUAACAAUAACAACAACAACAACAACAACAAUAAUAAUAAAUUUUAUUUAUAUCCCGCCCUCCCCAGCCGAAGCCGGGCUCAAGGCGGCUAACAACAAUCAAAUAAUCAAACAAUCAAAUAAUCCAACAUUCUAAAAACAUUUCAUUAUAAAAAUUAAUUAAAAUCAAAUUAAUGGCAACCAUUAAGCAAAAUUCUGUGCAGGUUGCCAGAGGAGGGAGUCAGGCUGCGCCCUGACCAAAGGCCUGGUGGAACAACUCUGUCUUGCAGGCCCUGCAGAAAGAUAUGCUGAGGCUCACUUCUCGCUCUGUGCUGCUGCUGCUCCUUCAUCCUCCUCUGCAUUUGCCUUGGCUGCCACCUCCUCAUCCUCUCUGCUGUCAUUUGUGGAGAGGCCCACUGACACUUCCUUAGAGCAGGAGAGAGGAGCUGGGGUUGCCCACUGCAGUGGUGGCCAGAGGGUUCACUCUGAGGUUCACCCCGCAAUCCUGAAGUGACACUGCCUACUUUAAUCAAACAUAGAGAGUUCCAUGUGGGGGCGGGGGUUAUAGGUUUAGUUUAGAAACGCUUUCAGUUAGCUGCCGAAAAGGAUGUGGAAGGGAAAUGGUUCAGACCUGCUAUCAGAUGCAAAAGCACUCAGCGCAGGAUAUAAACUCUUGUGUGGCCUGGUGGUGAUGCAGGCGAUUGGGGAAAGAGUGGGAAGUGGGGAUGUGGGCCGGAUGCAAGAUGGAUUGUUACCUAGAAGCUUAAAGUAGCAGGAACUGGUAGUCCCAUACCAGUUUACGCACAUAUCAGAGCACAAACAGAAUUUUGAGUUGGGGCAGUGUUUAUAAACUUCAACAAUGCAAAUAUUUUAAAACAAUGUUUUAAAAGAAAGUGGAUUUUGGAAAGCUAGCAAUAGACUCGUAGCAGCUUUAACGAUUUUAGAUGAGUUGUUACAUUCUCUUCAGCAUAAAAGCGUAUGCUACUUGACAGCAGCCUUUCAGCAUUACGUUCUAGCAGGCUUCUUGAGUAACUACUUUCAGCAUACCUUAAGUUCCUCUCGUAUACUUUCAUCUGGUUACAAUGGGUGUUUUCACUUCCGAUUCAAACGGUUCAUGCAGUACUAAUUUGACCCACCCUUCAGUGGCUUCACUUGAUUGCUGCACUGUUCUGGCAGUAAGAUUGUUUUUAAUGCUUUUCUGAAUUGAAGGCUAUAUAGAAAUGUGUACUUAAUACCUCAAAGAUAUAUACUUGGAGACUAGUCCAGACAAGCUAAUGCCAUAAUAAAUGUGUUAAUCUUUAUAGAACCACAAGAUUCUUUUGUUUUUUCUGCAACACACUAAAACAACCUGCCUCUCUGGAAAUUAUUUCUGAAUGUGUCUAUGAUGUUCAAAGUUGUUUGAUCUAUAUUUCUUCUAAAGAGACUUGAUCCCAGUUUAUAUUGUAACUUUUUUGCAAACUUUGGCGCUCAGGAUAUGAUACAGACAUGCUUGUAUGUUGUCAUCUUGCAGAAUUACUUUAAGUUUACUUGUGUAAUACUGGUGUCACUUGAAUAGUUAACAAAUGAUUGCCUUGUACUUAUGAAAGCACUUUAAAAAAAGUUCUAUCUUCCACUUAUUUCAAUCUUUAGGAAAUCAAAACUUGCACAAUCAUAAAAAGGCCACACAAAAGUUGGGUUUUAUAUUACCAUAACCAGUGUUAGAAACUGGGAUACAAAAACUAGGAGCCAAAUAGCUUCUGGGACCUGGGUUGUGGGCGCCAAAAGAAUGUAGUCGCCACUGGGUGUGUGUGUGGAGGGUCUCAACACUUUUUAUUUAUUAUUUUGAUAAGCAUGAAUUAAUGUGCAAUUCACAUAAGUGACACAUUGUUAAUAUCACACUUUAAACAUUUUACAUGUUUAAUUUGGUGUUUUCAAAACACUAUUUAUUGUUAAACUCCUUAACAUAUUGUCUAUUCUUAACGUAUACUUUGAGGCUUCAAAGCACAUACGUUUCACUAAUCCUUGAGUGUCAGCCAGGCGCAAAAAAUGGCACCCAGACUUUUUGAGGUGCUCACAAAUGGAGAAUCUUUAGGUGCAAAAUGUUCCUGGUGCCCUGCUAAUUUCAAACCCUAACAGCCCAAACAGCUUUAGUUGGUGCCUCUUAACACAGUGUGGAGGACCAGAUCAAGAAUAAUUUUUCAGUUAAAUGGGGCAGCUAACUUGUAUCAGCACCUUCUAUAAGCACAUAAUUGCAACAUGAUUUGCAUAUAUGAUAUGCAUGUAUGCAUAGCUAUGGGUAUACUCAGCUUCAUUAUCGUCCCUAUUUCUGCAUAGAAAAAUGUCUAAAGAUACACAUAAAAUAAUACCUUUUCCUGCAGAUAUGCUACUCAGAAUUUAUUUCUGUUUUGUUCUCACAAUUUCUAGUAUAUUUUAAUACCACACUAUGAUUUGUAAGCAUACAUUGAGAGAGUACAUAAAAUAUACCUUGUAUCACUAACUCUAUGGAUUGUGAGGAUAAUUAAAAGUACAUUCAGAUUCAGAAGAAACUGAUCCAUGUUAUGUGCCCUUCAGUAUAAACUUGUAGAUGGUUUACGGUGAACUCUUCAAAUCCUUAAAAGGAUUUUUUCUUGGAAUCUCACUUUUUGGAAACAGUGUUGGUACAACCUGUUGGUUGUAAGAAAUAGGGACAAGCCAUGCAACUGACAGUAUAGUUGUUAGUGAUAAAUUUAGGUGUACAUGAAUGAAAACUUCGGUAAAUGUGAAUUUCUGCAUUUUACUGGAUCAGAGUCUGUUUGUGUGGUCCCCGUGUUUUUAUGCUUUCAUUAUUUGCAAAGGACUGUGGUGCUGCAGGAGUUGUUGAGCAACAGGCCCUGUUUUCAUACUCUGUGGAUUUUUUUAUCAACCUGCUAAAAUGCAUUGUAACUUCCUCUCCCCGCUGUCUACAGCAGAAUACGGAAACCUUGCUGCUUGAGGCCACUUCUGCAAUUGCAAGAGUUAAGAAUUGGGUGGGGAUGACAGGGCUUCUCUCCUACACACUAAUGUUCUGGAGCUAAAAGAAAAGAAAAUGAAGAGAAAAAUAUGCUCUGCAUUGUGGCAUGUCACAGUAACCUGUUCCACACUUAAUUCUUUGUCUGCCUCAUUGCAGUGCUACAGUUGAAGCUCCAGCAGCGGCGAACACGCGAGGAGCUGGUUAGCCAAGGGAUCAUGCCUCGUAAGUAUAACUUGUUUAAACUUCUUCUUUCUCUUUGAAUACACAAUGUCUUUUUUUGAGAUGAGAGAGAGCUUUGAAACAUCUGCCCUUCCAAGAUCCAUUCCACUUCAGUCCCCAUGUACGGUGUGUGGAGCCUUGUGCCAUUUUUAAUUUCUAGGACUGGUACCCUAGCAUCUAUUUUCUGGAAGUUGCUUGCUGCACAGAGUAAGAUGUGGCUGUAUUACUUGAUAAAGAAGGACUUACGGGAAGAUGUUGCCAUGCUAGAAACAUGUGAAAAACUGGGUGCAUGGUAGUCAUUUUCUUAGCAUGCUUUCUGCCAUUGAGCUGGGAGUGUGGCUGCACACAUGCUUAGUAGUACCCCGGCUAUAAAAUGUUCAUGCAACAAAGAUUUUUUCUGCAUUUGCUACUGUUUAGAAUUUCACUGUAACCUUUAGACAGCAGGUUUUGUUGCAUGGUGACAAGUGCUGCAAUAGCUUGUUCAUUAGGUGUGGCUCAAGUCAAUGAUGAAACAAAUAUAUGCAGGGCUAAGGAACGCUUUGAAAAUAACUUUUUAGUGUAUGAAAAGUUAUGAUCAAAUAGACAAAUGCAUCAGGAGAAGUAACAUGAGGGCUGGUAGAAAAGCAGUUGAAUUAUUUUUGCAUGCUCUGUAGUGUAUUUGCCUUGAAGCCUUUACAAAGGUGUUGGCUCUGCUAAGAAUUGUGCAAGCAUCGGCUCAGCGUACCAAUGUCAUGUUGCUGUUUUGCUACAAGAGUACUAGACGACUCAUUUUGGGUUAGAAGGAUUUUCUUUGUUCUUGUUAUAAGCAGCAUCCAGAUAUAUCAACAUUUUAUUUUGCAAGUCCUAGCUGUUGCAAUAACAACUGGGACUUUAUGUGAAGCUGGCCUAUAAACAUUUUUGUCUGUUGAUUAGUUGGAAGUACACAGUUGUUUCUGGGGGAAGUUCCUGGCUCUCUAAAAGCUGAAAAGCAAAUAAAGAGGAGUUUGGAGGGCCCUUUCUUGCACAUAUAUUUUCCUGUAUCUCGAUACUAGUAAAUUAUUCCGUUCACUUUUGGUUUCUGUUCUUCAUGUUCAGACAUAUGAUUUUAGUUGGCAUGUUUAUAAAAUUUCUCAAAUUCUAAAAAAUUGUUCCAUGAUUCUCUGCUUUGUUUGUGCCUUUUGUGAGCAAAGUGGUUUCAAACAGAACCCCGGUGUAAAGGGUGCUCUAACCGACUCCCCAGUGCCUCAUGCUGACCUGUUCAGCAUCUUUAAUUUCAGUAUUGACAACCGUAGUAAAAUGUGCAGCAACAAUUGCAUGUUGAAUGACUGUUUUCCAAGUGACUUUCUUUAUAAUGGAUUUGAGAAGUUUUUGGAUACUUUUGAAGUGUUACAGCAGCUAAUUGGGCUAUUUCCGUUGCUGCCUCUGUAGUUCCAAUAGGCAGGAGUCUGGAUUCUGUAUGCAUGCUGGCUUGCUUUGUUGGCAAUGGCACUAGAUGUAAACAAAUUUAAGAGCAAUCAGGUGUUUUGAAUAGGUGUAUUAUAGGCAGAAAACUAAUAUAAAACUUGAUCUUUUCAGUAUAAACAGACAUAUUUGGCAAGCAGAUUAGUGAAUGUUAUUCCUCUAGUGCAGAGAGAGUCUAAAAAACUUGUCAAGGAUACAUUGAUAGCAAAUAAAACAAAUACCAUUAGUUGAAAAUGUAUUAUUGCAAAACUAGGGUUAGCUCACCUUUUCUUUUCUUCACUGCCAUCCUCAUGUCUCAUUUGUGGGCCUGCCAUUCAAUUUUAAAACACUUCCAGUCAAUUAACCAUCAGUUUUACUUUAUUUAUUGGUAAGUUAAGCUUGCACAUGAAAUUCUGAUUUAAAAUGUUAAUGGACACUUUUAAAUGUUCAGGCAUACUCUCUAGGACUUUUUUUUUAAACAGAAAGGAAAACACAUACAACUCUGAUACAUUGGAUAGAUCAGAAGAAAUAUUUGUUCUAGACCAAAGAAUUAUAUUGUUGCAUGGGGGGGGGGUUAAAUGGAAGAGAGGGGAUGUGGAAGAAAAGAAGUAGGUUUCAGUUCAUAGUGUUUUAAUAAGAUGUAUCUAAUUUUCAUUUUAAAUGUCAGUGUGCAGCUAUUUUUUGUAUAUUGAAAUUUGAGAGAUGAAGGUGACCCAGGCCAUGUCUGUGAGGAAGCAACUCCAAAGUGCUGGGGAUUUCCCUUUCUAGCAGUGGGUGGAGCUGUUGGGGACCCACAGCCUGCCUGCCCUUCCCCAGACUAUUGUGCUUCAGUGAGAAGCAGCAAGAGGGGCUUCUAGGAACCCAGUACCCAUCCUUUUCUGCCUCCCAUCCCCAACCCGGUCUUCCCCACUGGUUGGCUAGGCUUUUGACUGGAGGAGCAGGCAGCAGUAUCACCAGUGCCUUCCACCUUGAUGACAGCAAGCAAAACCUUGGCUUUAGAUCUCUGCCAGGAGUCCACACAACCCUUGUCAUCCCUUCCUAUGAUAUGUAGUCAUUGCUAGAUCAAUGAAGUGCCAUAUCCAUUCAAAAUAAUUAUAUUUUAUCCCACCGUUCCUUCAGUGAGCUCAAAGCAACGUACAUAAAUUUAUCUUCACCACAACCCUUUGAGGUAGGAUAAGCUGGGAAAGUGUAACUGGCUCACAGUCACGCAGUGAGCUUUAUGGUUGAGUGGAGGUUGAUUAAAAACUUUGAUUGACUACUUGGGUUCAUUAGUUAGUUCUUAUUUCAGUCCUACUUAUUUGCAUUCUUUUUGUUUAUUGACUACACUUUAUCAGGCACAGGUCUCUUGGCUGCCAGGGUUUACCUGUAGCAUAGAUCAGGAAUGGGGGCCUUGUGGCCCUCCAGAUGUUGGACUACUACUCCCAUCAUUCCCCAUAAUUUUUCUUUAGGGGUGUGUGUACAUUUUCCCAAUCAUUGUCGUAGAUACACAGAGUAAGCAUUCUGUGUAGAAUGCUGUGCUUCAAACUAUAAAACACUUCAUAUUGUACUUUUAAUCUAUUAUUAGAUAAAUGCCCAUCACUCUGAUAAUAAGGUAUGCAUGUAGAGGAAGGGGCUGUAGGGUGCUGUGCAUCUCUGUAUACAGAGGGCCUUGUUAAUGGAGGCCAGUCCUCCUGUUGUUAUGGUUGGCAGGUUGGUUUAGGCCCCCGGUGCAGUGCUUUAUUUUUGGAAACAAUUUUGGGAUAAAGUAUAGGGGCACAAGGAGAUAGUUGAGAUGGAGGCCUGGCUUGUUCCAGUGUCACAGUGAUUCCAGUGACAGGGAUGAGGGUCAGGUUUUACCCCAUACCUCCCGUUAUGUUCCAGAGUGAAACCAGAUUAGAAACUUCAGUGAUUAAGUGGUAUAUAAAUAGCUUAAAUAUAUGCAUACAUGGGACGCGGGUGGUGCUGUGGUCUAAACCACAGAGCCUAGGACUUGCUGAUCAGAAGGUCGGCGGUUUGAAUCCCCAUGAUGGGGUGAGCUCCUGUUGCUCAGUCCCUGCUCCUGCCAACCUAGCAGUUUGAAAGCAUGAAGUGCUAGUAGAUAAAUAGGUACCGCUCCGGUGGGAAGGUAAACGGCAUUUCCGUGCGCUGUUCUGGUUCACCAGAAGCGGCUUAGUCAUGCUGGCCACAUGACCCAGAAGCUGUACGCCAGCUCUCUCGGCCAAUAAAGCGAGAUGAGCGCCGCAACCCCAGAGUUGGCCACGAUUGGACCUAAUGGUCAGGGGUCCCUUUACCUUUUUAUGCAUACAUACUUUGUUCUAAUGAAAGCAUUGGAGAACUGAACUAGCCCAUGUUUGCAUAGUUCAGCCCUGAUUCUGCAUCUUGGUAGGAUAAAACCGUAGAGAUUGACUAUUGCUAAUCUUAAUGGAAAUUUAGAAUCAAGGCACCUUUGCCGGUCCUAGUAUAGAAUAGUGGCUGCCAUAAGAGUAGAAAUGCAUAAAUUGUCCUCCAUCCUUGCCUCUGUGCACGUUCAGUGUAAGUAUAUUCAGGUAUGUUAUAAUGACACUCCUUGACCUUGCUUUUGAGGGAAGCCAUCCUUCUGGGUUUCUCCUCCAAAAAUUGUUUACAUAAAACAAGCACAUGAUAAACAAAAAUAAAGGUUUUAAUCACCAGAGUGAGAAGGAAGAGGACUGAAUUUACAUUAUGAGGUCUGGUAUCUUGCGUUAUUAAUAGUAUGAGCUGACCAUAAUGCCAGUGUGCAAUUCAGAGAGAUUCUAGAAGUUGUUCAUUUUAACUUGGCAGUGUUGCAAAUUAGAGAAACCACAAAAGGCCAGACGCUUCUGCUUGUUGUGUCCUCCAAUCCCAUUCAUUCAGAUUAUAUGAGUAUUUUGUUAAACUUCCUUAAUUUAAACAGUUCAGUAUGUAUAAGGCAAGGCUGAGGGCUGCAUAUUCUAGAUAUAUAGUUCAGUUAUGAACUUACUCAACUUGUGAAAUGCCUAGGGAGGAGAGGGAUUGCAGUCAAGGACCUGAUAGGUCCCAUUUUACUCACUUAAAUGGAUCCUAUCUUUGCAUUUUUGGGCAUUCUUCCUAGAACAGAUUUGAGGUCAGAGCAGUUUGUUCCAAAACAGAUCUGCAUUUGAGGUUGGAGCAGAAAAAAAUAGGAAGCUUUUACAUUUAUUUUUCUCAAGUACACUUAAGCUUGCUUAAAUACCCAUUCAAAACAACCCAUCUCCUUUUAGAAUAAUGCAAGCUGUUGGCUGUACUUUUACUUCUUAUACUUUUUAAACUAGUGGAAUUAAAACCACAUUGUGUGCCUUCAUUAACUUUCUUGGUAUGCUAAUAGUGAAAUAUUAUUUUGCCCUGAGUAAACUUGUAAAACGUGAUGGGCUUUGUCAGACUGGGAGCUAGUAAACCUGCAUAUACUCUACAGUUCAGCAUUUCCUAAUGCAUUGUGGCUAUCUCAAGCAGCUAACUUAAAAGCACCAUUUUUAGAUGAAGUUAACCUUUUCAUUUCUUGAAGGCCAGCAUACAGUGGUACCUCUUAAUUCGUUCUGAGGGUCUGUUCUUAACCUGAAACUGUUCUUAACCUGAGGUACCACUUUAGCUAAUAGAGUCUCCUGCUGCCGCCGCACUGUGGCGGCGUGAUUUCUGUUCUCAUCCUGAAGCAAAGUUCUUAACCCAAGGUACAAUUUCUGGGUUAGCGGAGUCUGUAACCUAAAGCGUCUGUAACCUGACAAACUGUAUUUGUCACACACAACUCAACUAGAAUAUCAAGGAUAAGACCAUAGCUCAGUGGCACGUGUUAUAUAUGCAGGCAUCCCAGGCUUAAUUCCCAAUAUCUCCAUGUAGGGCUUGGAAAAAGCUAUGUCUGAAAUGCUGGAGAGCCUCUGCCACCAGCCAUUGUAGUUCAAGGAUGGGAAACCCUUUUCAGCCCAAGGGCUGCACUGUUUUCAUGGGCAAAAUUGGGACUUUCCCAUUUGUACAGCAUGACAUUCUACAUUCCAGCUACAUGAAAAUCAGAGGUGUCUACUGGGCUGGUAAGAGAUGAGUCCUAGGGUGAGUCUCAAGGAUUGACUAGAGAGGUCAGGGGGAUUACAGUGGUCCCUUGGUUCUGAUUCUCCCCCCCCCCUCUAAUUGUAGACAGAUACUGAGUAGAUUGAUCAGUGUACGACAGAUUUUUAUGUUAGUUGUAUCUGCAUUGAGGUUUACUGGCCAAUUUCUGCUGGUGCUUGCUGCCAAUCUCCUCCUCUAAGUUAUCUGGCAUGCACAAGGAGGCUUGUGGGAGAGACAAGGGUUUCUCUAAUUUGUGCUGCAUUAUGGAAAAAGUAAGAAAUGGGAGGGGCCUCUCCCACACUUUUAUUAUCCAAACACCUGGUCAAACUAGAGUAGACCUUGCCUUUCCCUUGAGUCUUCUGAUACUUGAAGAGAGCUUGAGGGAAAGGCAGGAUUCUUAUCCUUUGUGGUAUUUUGGGAACAAUGAGGAACCAUAGGAGUCUUUCCCUACUCCUUCACAAUCUCUGACUUGAAAGGAAGUGAAAGAAGAUCAGCCUUUCCCUUGAGCCUUCUGGCAAGUGGAAAAGAGCUCUUAUUUGCACUGAAAUUUGAAUGUGAACAAGUGCGAGAGGGUACAGCUGUUUUCUAGCUUCUCCAAAUGACAGCAAAAAGGGAGGCUGAGCGAGGAAUAUUAGGUACUGUUGGGCAUCCUACUUUCAUAUUUUGAAAUUUUCACAUGAAUUUGGUCGAGAACUAGUGUCAUGUAGUAGUUAAUGAGACCAGGCCAAUCUGGGUUCAAAUCCCCAUUCAGCCAUGUAGCUUACUGAACUAGUCACUGUCUCUUAGCCCAACCCUACUUCACAGGCUUGUUGUGAGAAUUAGCUGAGAACUCACAUUGAGUAGGGUUUGGGGUUGUUUUUUGAGGAAUAAAAAAUAGUAUAGUAUAUAGGCUACAAAACAGAAACUUUGCAACACCAUUAUUAGCUAAUUCAUGCUUUUAAAUGUAGAGUAAAGAAGAUACCAGAAUUUUGUCCAGUGGGAACAUUGUCUUGAUAUAUUUUGCUUUUAAACUCUAGCUCAGGAGUGGGAAAUGUCUGUCCCUAAGGCCCAGUUAGGCUUUCCAGGCCUUAUCAUUUGGCCCGCAAGGCUGAUAUGAUCAAGGCAUAUCCACUUGCCAUCAUAUUAAUUAGGCCUUUGGCUAAUUAAACAGUCUUUGGCUUUUUAUGUAUUUUUGUGUUUUUAUAUUGUAAAAUGCCUUGUGAUCCUCUCUGAUGAAGGGCCGCAUAGAAAAUGACACUAGGCAUGUGCCUAUACUUGAAAAAGGGGUUUGUAUGCAGGCGCCAUCUGGAAAGACUUUGCAGUGUUUCAAAAUGUUGUGUACCACAUGGGUCACCUGGUACUAUUGUGAUGUUAGGGAAUUGAGUGGUGUGUGGUCUUGCCCACCUGUUACAUGGCGCACAAGGGUGGAGGGAUAUGAAUCUGGCCUGCUGGCUGGAUUCAGUUCCCCACCCCUGCCCUUGUUACCACUUCAUGCACUAUGUUUUACCUUGAUGCCCUAAUUGUGAAGCUUACCUAAGUGUUGAGAGAAAGAUGCCCAGAACCCAUACAGAGAAGAACCAUCACUAGAAUUGUACUGUACUUGAAUUGUGUGUUCACAACUAGCACCGCCUCCUAUACAAAAGACAUUAGGUGUAGUGGCCUCCACAACAGUUUUAUAUAUAAGGCUAAAAAAAGACUACUAGUCUCCCGACAUGCUUCAAGUGCAGUUAUCUUCCAAGACAGAAAUGUCCAUAUUGUAGAGCAUGUUUAAUAAAAUUAUGUGGUGAAACCACAGGAGACAUCUGCCCUGUUCCUUCCAUUAUGCAUUUUGCAGGUUGUUGGAUACUGUCAACACUUCCAAACCACCAAGCAGGAAGGAAAUCCACAGAAAUUGAUUGUGAAAAUAUAGCCUUGCAAGCACAGUGGUCUUGUGGUUAGUGCUUUACAUAGACCUCUGCCUCUCUCUCCCUGUUGUGAGACAAGUACGGUGGAGAGGGCAUUGCUGCAGGAACCCCAUCCUUGACUCCUUGUGCUGCUCUGUAGUGCCCCUUUGUGAUCAGUGUAGGAAUGACAUUGAUGGAACCCUGUCAACAAGAAUUUGAAAAGACUAUAAAGAUUACCUAUCUUUUAACUUUACUCACAUUUGUCCCUGGCAUCAAAUGACAAUAUUUCUUCAAGUUACCAGCUUGGGGUAUUGCAGAAGUAAUGGACUUGUCUUUCAUACAUGAUCCUAAAUCAUGGUUCAGAGUUAUAGCAAUGAGCUGCAGUGAGUUCUCACCACUUCUCAGGAGCCAUGAUGAAGAGUGUAGAAAGCUUUUGGUUCCUUUUAAAUUAACCACAGAUUGUUGCAAUGUCCAAAUCUAGAUACACUGACCCAAUUCACAUGUAACACUAAACCAAACAAUGAUAUAUCAUUAUGAGGAUGAACUGCGGCAAACCAUGGCCUCAUGUGUUCUCCCCUCCUUCCACAAGGAAGAGAUCAGAAGCUACUAAGUUAGAUUAACCACAGUUCAGCAUUAUGUCUGAACCCUUAACUAUGGUUUGUUGAAAAAAACCCAGCUUCUUAAACUAUGAAGAUGUCUUGUUUUAAGAAACUGUAAUUAAGAUCUGUAAUUAAGAAUUACCGGUAAGUUUGUUGGGUCUGAAAUGAAAUGGCAAGCUGCGGUCAAUCUAAAAUGGAAGCAAAAGUAUUCUGCCUGAAUGCAGCCAGUUUGUCUUUUAAUCAUUAAGCUUUCUCAAUAGAAUUCCUUCUGAUUUGUGGGAUUAGUAAGAAGUCUAACAUAGGAAGGAAUGUUUCUAUUUUGGGAUUAGUUAAUAACUAUGAAAAACUAUUGUACAAGUACUUAAAACAUAUUUUAAAGAGAAUUACAACUAGUUGAUGUUAUCGACUGGUAGGUCAAGGGAGCUCAGAGUAAAUAUACUGGAGAGAGAGAGUAAAUGGUACAUUGCUGUAGUCUAGUUGAAGCUGCCUUUCUGGUCCAUGAUGCUAGAAUGAUUGCAAAUGACUUCUUGUUUUUGCGACCAAUAUAGUGGUCAAUAAGAUGAACAAUCUGAACCAGCAAUAUACAGCAUUCAGUUGAAUUAGUGUUCUGUGGUUGUAUGAAGCUUUUUAAAAGUGGUGCUAUGUUCAGAAUGCAGUAGUCCACUUUAACCAAAUCCUUGCAGAACACAAAACAGAGCUAUCAACAGCUUUAACUUUUUCUGGAAGUGUAUUAUCUACAUUUCAUGUAUAAACUAAUCCAUUUGUUCCCAUGGCUCCUGGUAUUUAGUUGGUCAUGCUUUCAGCUAAGUUCUGUGUGUGUUUCAAGAGCAGUUAAUAAGUAGCAAAAAUGAGGAAAUGCUAUCUAAAUGGCUUCGCCUUUUCUCAUAAUUUUAAUCUGCUAAAAAGGAACAUUUCUCUGCCCUGCUUCAUUUCCUCACCAUUUGAACUAGAUGGGAAAGAUACUGUAGUUUACUUUAAAUGUGAACUACAAAGCUACCCUGCAUAACAAAUUAUGCCAGACUUAAUGAACUAUGUGUUCUUCACAUACAGGGAACUUCAGGAUCUUUGGCAAAGAGAGACAUUUGUUUUAAUACAAGUUUGCUCUGGUGGAACAGGAAGCUGCCUUCUAUGGAGUCAGACCGUUGGUCCAUCUAGGUCCGCAUUGUUUACACCAACUGACAGCAUCUUUCUAGUGUUUCCAACAGAAGACAUUCCCAGCCCUACCUAGAGAUAUUGGGGAUUGAGACCUGGGAGCUUCUCCAUCCACUGAGCUUCCAGGUUCAGUCACCAUGCCUCAAGGUUGCAUGUGCCAACAGUUGCAGGGAGUUAGUUUCAUAUUUGUGAUGACUGAGAGUGCUGCAAGAACAAGGAUACAGAGGAAGGAAGGGAAGUUAUAAAGCAUCAUUAAGAUCAAUUGAUCUACUCUCUUCUCUCACUCAGAGGUUGCAAAUCUAAAGCACAUUUGGGAGAGCUUCAGAAGUUGUUACUUCAAUGUCAUGCCCUUAUCAUGCAUCACAAAUAGAAGCUAUGAGAUAUACUGUAUACGCAAGCCUUUAUUAUGCCGACUCUCUGGAUUGUAGCUAAUGCUCCUAAUUUUAAAAACAGAGAAGGCACAAGUCUCACUGUUUUCCUGGGAAUACUGGCAAGCUACUAUAAUAUCUUCAUGGAUCACUGCCUUGCCAUGGCGAAGGGGCUUGAAUAACUCAGAGAAGCUAUGAGCUAUGCCGUGCAGGGCCACCCAAGAUGGACAGGUCAUAGUAGAGAGUUUUGACCAAAUGUGAUCCACCUGGAGCAGGAACCGGCAAGUCACUCCAGUAUCCCUGCCAAGAAAACUCCAUGGACAAAGGCAACUAUAAUAUCUACAGUGUUUAAUAUAAUUUUCUGUUCAUUUUAUGGCAAAUACUUACUCAUCAAACCUGUGCCAUGCUCAUGAACAGCCUCUUUGAUUGGUUUCACUGUAGUGCAGAUCUUCACCUACAUCAAGGAGUCUCCAGAGGAAUAUUUCCCAUGCUGCAUUUCCCAUAGGUAAAGGUAAAGGGACCCCUGACCAUUAGGUCCAGUCGUGACCGACUCUGGGGUUGCUACGCUCAUCUCGCUUUAUUGCCCGAGGGAGCCGGCGUACAGCUUCCAGGUCAUGUGGCCAGCAUGACUAAGCCGCUUCUGGCGAACCAGAGCAGCGCACGGAAACGCCGUUUACCUUCCCGCCGUUUACCUUACCUAUUUAUCUACUUGCACUUUGACGUGCUUUCGAACUGCUAGGUUGGCAGGAGCAGGGACAGAGCAACGGGAGCUCACCCCGUCUCAGGGAUUCGAACCACCAACCUUCUGAUCGGCAAGCCCUAGGCUCGGUGGUUUAACCCACAGUGCCACCCACGCCCCAUGCAUUUCCCAUGCUUUGCUGCAAAACAGGUAUAUGCAAACUGUUUUCAAAGCACUGAGUCAAGUGAUCUAUGUUUAUUUUCUCCUUGGAAGGCAUUGAUUGUUUGGGAUCCAGUGUGCUGUCUGAGGACAGAUUUGCAUAUGACACUAAAGCUAAACAUGCUUUCAGAAAUGGUGUACAUUCCUCAAAGCAAAACGAAAUGAAACUCUUGAUGACAAGAAAAAAAGAACUCUUUUGCAGCUAAAGCUUUUCUAUUAGAAAAAAUAAACAAUGUUCUGAGUCUGUUGUUCAGAUACAGCCCAACUGCUUAGCGGUAAGAGUAUUUUUGGAUUUAUGAGCAUGUGCGUUUACCCUACCAUAAAUCAAGUGUAAACCCUCUCUGUCGCCUGGGGCCACAGGGCUAUGGCGACCUUACAGUAUUAUCAUAUUGUAUACUUACAGUGAUCUCAGUUCUGGCUACCAAUCCUUUUGUAGACAAAAUGACAUCAUCCAUGCACAAGAGGAAGGUUUCAGCAGACUUGGGAGAACCCAAACACUUGUGGGGGGGAAACCCCAAGGUUGAACAAAAAUUCCUAUCAGCCCCAGCCAGCAUGGCCAAUGGUUAGGGAUGAUGGGAGUUGAAGUCCAACAACAUCUACAGGGCAACACAUUGUAAACUGUUGUAACCUCCUAUAGAUGGGCUUUUAUCUACAUGAGUAGUGAUACCAUUAAGUUCCUUUAAAAUAUUGAACUUAUGAGGUUAGUGUUUCUCAUUCUUGUUGUUUUACCUAGAACAACACUUGAAUAUACUGACACCUGGAUCUUUUAAGAAAAGAGAACAUAAUAGAAACAUACAACUUGCUUCAUGGCUUUGAAUUGUUUCUCAGCUAGUGCUAAAAUAAUAAUACUCGAGGAAUGAAAUCUCUUCCGAUUUAGCUCCUAAAAAGAGCAGAUAAUUCUGAUUAUCUUUCCAGCAUCUUCCUUUGUAAAGGCUAGUGGAACUGAGUUGGUUUACCUGUAGUGGCCCUGGUUGUGUUUCAGUUUCUAAAUGAGAAUAGUCUUAAUUGCUGCUGUUAACACUGGGCUUAGAUUAAGGUGUAAUUAAAAGUCUUGGGUUUUCCCCCUAUAGAAUAUCAGAAGAGCCCUGCUGGAGCAGAUUAGUGGCCCAUCUAGUUCAGCAUCCUGUUGUCACAGUGGCCAACCUAUGGGAAGACCACAGUCAGGAUCAGAGGGCAACAGUACUCUCCCCACUUGCAAUUCCCAGCAGCUGAUAUUUGGAGGCAUACUGCCUCUGAAAACACAGCCUGGGCCAUGAGCCUACCACUGAAAUACUCAGAGAAAGUCCUGUUCCAAGUACAGUGGUACCUCCGGUUGCGAAUGGGAUCUCUUCCGGAGGUCCAGUCGGAUCCCAAGGUUUCCGCAACCUGAGGACCGCUUCUGCGCAUGCGUGCGGCAAAACCUGAUCAAAUACUUCCGGGUUUGCCUCUUUUGCAUCCUGAAGUUUACGUAACCAGAGGUACUACUGUACCUCCUUCUCACUUCAUCAGAUCAAACAGGGAUACAUUGGUGGCGGCGGCACCAGUGUUACUUGAAAGGGCCCCACUUUAAGUCCUACUGUUAGAAUCUGUUCCUUUUCAAGUAAGUUUUAAAUUAUCUUGAUUAUCAAUAAGUGUGAUAGUAUGGUUAGGUUUGGCAACUACUCUGGGUUAGAAUCAAUUUUCAGACUGUUUGCUUGCCAGCACCUUAAUGGAUGUCCUUUAUGGAUCUUUGAAAUCUUCAAAAUAUAGCAAAGGUAGGGUAUGGAAAGGAAUACACAUCUAUGGCUACUUUUCUGUGUCAUGUUGCUGAUGCAUAGAGGUUGGAGUGAGUGAGGUUCUUGGUGCCUGUGCAGUUACGCAUCUAAGACUGGCUAUAUACAGAUUGUUACAUGGAACCUAGGGGUUUGCAGAGGUGACUCUGCAACCUCUUUAAAUGCUUUCUUUAUACAUUGCAGUCCUUGAGGGACUGGGUUCUGUCUUGCUCCAUUCCUCCUUGAUAGUGGCUAGAAUAAGUGAACAGCUGGGUGCAUACACAGCACACAUUUAAUAUGUAUAUUCUCCCUAAUUGGCAGUACUAUAUCCCUUGCUCUUAUUUUUAUGAAGCUUUGAUAAUUUUGGGGCAGAUUCGCUCCUCCAUAUUGGGAAAUAAAGGGUUGUGUUCAAUGUACUGUUUAAGUAAACAUUCUCUCAGCAUUGUAACAUGGAAUGUUCUCCUCUUCACCUUCCCUACCAAAAUAUCUUUUUCAUGAGUUCCUGCAACCUUCUGGAGCAGAUUUGGGUGGGAGAGGGGGAAAUUCUGUUGUACAAGCAGAAAUCCUUGCAAUGAUGAGCUGUAGUAGUUGAAUACUGCCCCAAAGCAUUGAAUUAGGGUGGAAUGGAAUAAGCCCGGAACAAUGGUGGGUUUUGAACUGGAUCUGCAAAGGCUGUCUUGUGGACCAUAUCUUGAUAUUAGUCUUAGGGCUUUCAGCAAUGAUUUCUUUUAUGUUUCCAUGUUUUUCACAAUCCUGAGGGAUGGAAGUCUUUUAAAAAUGAAAUCUGAAAAUGACAGUCUAUUUCUCUAGAGUGUGGGUUACUGCAGUUCAUAAACUUGGCUACUUAUAGCUACACAAUAUAUUAAGGCCAUGCUAGAAAAGGUCGAUCUCCUAACUGACAUGGUAGAGUUGUUUGACAGUUCUGGGCCAUUUGUUAUGUACUUUUUAUGUAGCCAAGAAAAAUGUACACUGUUUGGUUAGUUUGGAUGGAGUCUGAUAAUACAUACUAUACCAGUGAUCUUUGGUUUCUUCCAAGAGAAUCUUGUGGGAGAAAUAGAGACUUGUUCCCUUCAGCAUUUUCAGAGGUCAAGAAUGGAAUUCUUUUCUUUGCAUUACUGCCAGCAUUGGGAUGAAGCACAAGCCAAGUGUUUUUCAUAGAAAUACCUGUGAGAAUGAGAAUUUCCCUUUGGGGGGAUUCAAUUGAAAGAUAACAGGCUUCUUAGUUACUCCUUUUCAUAAUAAUAAUAAUAAUAAUAAUAAUAAUAAUAAUAAUAAACAAUAGAAUUUCAUCACUCAGAAUACUAAAAAAGACUUUUGUUGGGGUGUGGUGCUGUGGGUUAAACCACAGAGCCUAGGACUUGCCGAUCAGAAGGUUGGCGGUUCGAAUCCCCGCAACGGGGUGAGCUCCCGUUGCUCGGUCCCUGCUCCUGCCAACCUAGCAGUUCGAAAGCACGUCAGAGUGCAAGUAGAUAAAUAGGUACCAUUCCAGCAGGAAGGUAAACGGCGUUUCCGUGCGCUGCUCUGGUUCUCCAGAAGUGGCUUGGUCAUGCUGGCCACACGACCUGGAAGCUGUAUGCCGGCUCCCUCGGCCAAUAAAGUGAGAUGAGCACCGCAACCCCAGAGUUGGCCACGACUGGACCUAAUGGUCAGGGGUCCCUUUACCUUUAACUACUUCAAGAUAAAUAGCAGGUAAGCUCCUCUUACUGGUUGUCUUGCUAUGGAUCACAAAGGUAUCAUAGGCGUCUUGGCACUGGUUACUACUCUACUGUAGGUGAUCAGACUUUUCUUUAAACAGGUUGCUGUUGCCACCACCAAAUUACCCUUAUACCUUGUAUUUCUGAAUACCUUUGAGACUGAGGGAGCACAUAGUGGAAAGCAUUAUUUCAGGAGCUUUUCUCAGUUACCCUAUCCUUACACAGCUACAGCACUAUUAAGAAGCCUCUCAAAGAUGUGUGUGCUGUAAAAAGCAUCCUGUGUCUACAUUUGCUGACAAUGUUUUUACUAGAGGUCUGCUGUGCUCCACAUAACGUUAUUUAGUCUUCCAUGUGUGUACACACACACCAAAUUCUUAAUAACAGAAUUCAAUUAACAAAAACCCUUUGACAUGUUGUGUUAAAGACUUCCCAUGUCCACUCAAGCUCCAAAAUGCUAGGAAAUUGCAGCUAUUAAGGACCACACCUUUAACAGAUGCAUUAUUUAGGCAGCAUUGGUGUGGUAUCAUUUUCUGUGAUUGGUUCCAGCAUGACCACUAACCUGGAGCUGAAUGGCUUCUGGUGGUAGAUUGGAGGACCUAAGUCCCAGAUUUUUCUGCUCACUGUAAUAGACCCAGGGAUUCUGUGCAACUGAAGCUACCAUUCCACAUUACAAGUACUCAGCUGGCAACCAGCACUCUACCACAAUGUGCUGAGAAAAGAUUUGUUGGCAGACAGCAGUCCUAUUAGUCCUAGCCAAUGUGAGCUUACUGGAAUCUGGCAGAGAAAAAGCCCUGCCAAAGGAUUCUUCCAAGGCUUGUACAGUGCUCAGCAGCAGUUGAUCCGUGUCCUAAAAUAGGGUCUCUCUUGGCAGUUCUUCAGUGGUGAGAAAAGACGGGGAAGGUGUUCAUUCUUUAUGUUACUCCUUAGAUUCUCUACCACUUUUGCAUUGGUAGACAAGUGUGCUUGACCUGUCUUCCUUGCUCCUGUCUGCACGUGGACCUGCUGUAAAUGAUCAGAUCCUAAUGUAUGUGGCUGUGUGUAAUGUUGGUGUUGACAUGUCAGACUUCAUGCAUCUUGCAUGCUCAGUUGUACUUGUGCCGAAAUUUUCAGCUACACUGAGACUUCUUUGGUGAAGUCAUAUUAUCCCUUCAUCAAAUCUUUCUUGUCCAUGUGCCUUCUGUGAGGAACAGUGUGGGGUUGCAUUUAUUUAAGUGAUUUAUAUAAACCUAGGGUGCCUCUAAGCAAUUUGUAAAAAUGGCUACUUCCUCAGCUGGCUUAGGUUGACAGCAUACCAGGGUGUGAAUUUAAAAUGACAGAGGUAAGGUUUAAAAAGGUAAAGGACCCCUGAAUGGUUAAGGCCAGUCAAAGGCUACUAGGGGGUUUUUGGCACUCUUCUGGGUCAUGUGGCCAGCAUGACUAAACCGCUUCUGGCGCAGGGGAACACCGUGGCAGAAACCAGAGCGCACAGAAACGCCAUUAAACUUCCCAUCGCAGCAGUACCUAUUUAUCUACUCACACUGGGAUGCUUUCAAACUGCUAGGUUGGCAGAAGCUAGGACAGAGCAAUGGGAGCUUACUCCAUUGUAUGGAUUCGAACCAUCCCAAAUUGAUAGAAGAUCUGGUCCAUAUGCUGAAAAUGUCCAGGAAGGAGAUGCCUGCAGACAAAGUGUUUCUUCUUUGGUGGUUUGCUGUGUAGCCUUCUCUGAAUUGGCACUGAGACAGAGCUGUCUUUAUAUACAAUGGAAAACCAAGUCUCAUUGCACAGGAACCAGAAUGUCAUAAGGUUGCAUUGCAACCCACAUCAAUUGCCAAAAUCCUGGUUUGUCUCAAUAUUGUCCUCUUCACAUGCACAGGAAUAUUCAUUACAUAGCCCAAGAGUAAGUAGCGAAAGUCCAGAUUGCAUGCAUCAUGAUUCCAACUUGAUCGUCACACCUCACAUCUUCUAGUCUUAACCCUGCUUCUUUCUUCUUAGCCUCCAUAAACAAAACACACACACCCCCCUACCUCUUUUUCUGGUAUGUGGUCGCUAAGAACAUGGCUAAGACUUGAACUGUUAUCUCCAAGGUUAUUGCUAAUGGAACUCCAAGGCUUUAUUAUGCUAAAUUUUUAGACUCUUGACUUUAUGAAAGGCUAGAACAGAAUUAAGAGGUUUGAUACCUGUUUUGAAAUCAUUAUAUAUAAUAAAGAAUGAAUAUAUCCUAAGCAUAUAUUUCUCUAACAAGCAUUGACUGACUCGGUUGUCAAAUUGGCCCUGAUGCUUCUGAUUUAUUGCGGUUGCCAACACAGUAAAACCAUGUUGAAACUGCAUCUUGUAUUCUUUAAUUGUAACACCUGUACUUUGAAUUGGGUGACACUUAAGUAGCAUGGUCAUGUUUAGAAAUGUGUGAGACCAACUCUUGUAAUUCCUUCAUUGUUAUCUUUCCAACAGCUCUGAAAAGUCCAGCUGCAUUUCAUGAACAGAGAAGGAGCUUGGAACGGGCCAGGGUAAGCCACAAGUUAGCUUCAAGAGAGUUACUGCGUUUGUGAUUUUCAAAACUGUUUGCAUAUUCUUCUAAGUGCUUCUCUGUUGAGCAUCUUGCGUGUUUCCAUUCUGCACACCACCUGUGAUAGUUUCUCUUAAUUAUAAACAUGUCUGCACCUUUCAGGUACCUUGGACUUUGCUUGAUUUUCUCUCCAGGUGAGAGCUUGAUAAUACAGAAGCUAAGUGGAAAACGUUGAUUCUUGAGAAAUAAGGAAACUGAAUGCAGGCACCGUGUCUCAUUUUGGGAGUAUUUCAGUUCAUUCCCAAAAGAGCCUCUUGUUAGCUGGAUGAGAAGUGAAUGCACUGGCUGCUGAAUUGUUAUCUUCUCUUUCUCUUUCUCUUUCUCCUUUAACAUUUGUUUAAAGUUAAUAGAAUUAGAGCCUGGGUAAAAUCACUCCAGAUUUGCUAUACAGUUUGUAAGGUGACUGAGGAUUCAAGAUAAGUAACUGACUUUCCCAAAGUUUCCUGAUCAAUAGAUGUGUUUCUCCCUAUACCCAGCAACCUGAGAAUGUAACAUACCACAACAUAAGAAUCUCAAAGCGCUUAGUGCUUUAAGUUCUGUGACCCAUUCUGCUUGAGGUUCUCUGAUACUGCUUAAAUGUUCUGGAGUUAUUAGCCUGUUGCAAUGGCAGGGGUAGUAAAAAUCUGUGGGAAUGUUAUAUCUCAUCAUAUGCUUAAAAAUCCAAGAUAAUUUCCCUGUUAAAAAUCAUGUAUGUUAUUUGCUUCAGUCCUGUCUUCCUACUUGGGUUCAGCAUGCUGUUUUCCAUAUAUAUAUAUUUGCAGACAGAGGACUACCUGAAACGGAAGAUCCGGUCCCGGCCAGAGAGAUCAGAGUUAGUGAGGAUGCACAUUCUGGAAGGUAUGAUUCUUGGCGUGCAGUCUUCUCUUGUAAAUUUUCACCCUUUAUAGAUACAACUUUACAUUCAUGGCUCUUGUAUGUUAAUCUUAUUCAGCUGGGGAUGCCUGGCUGGCGGGUUGGGCCAGUAUUGUUGGUGCGGGUCAGUGCUUUAACAUUGAGCAAAGUACUUUGCUAUCAAGGUCCUCCAGGCACACUGUUUGUAUUCUUGAAUUGCUAUAGAUUUUUGAACAAGUGCUGUGGGUCCCAGCUUUCUCCUUGAGCCCCAUGUACUUCUCAAGGAAGAAAAAGCUAACCAUCCUCCUCACCUUGUGACUUGGGCAGGGGUGGGGCCUCAGAUACAUCAUAGGCACCAGGGGAAGACUUCAAGGACACCAUUGCAUCUAUGAGCAUGGUGCAACCCCUGCAUAUCAUUUAAGAUACCUUUUCUUUAGCCGGGGGGGGGGGGGGAGUGAUGGGUGGCAGGUUAGCAAAUUCUCCAGAGAAUUAUUUCUAAAUGUUUUAAGGGAUGGCAGUAGAAGUUUAGUGUGCUGUUGGAACAGGAUUGGGCAGUUUGUUUGUUGUUGUCAUCAUCAUCAUCAUCAUUGUUACCUGCCCUUCACCAAUGGGUCCCAGGGCAAGUCACAAAAAUGUUAAAUUCAUAAUUAAGAACAGGUAAUAUAAAUCACAGGAACAGAAUUAUUAGAACUUACUUAGGUAUUUUGUUUACACAUCACUGACCGUUGUGCAUCAUUUGCCCAGUUUUCUUUUGGUGGGGGCUUGAGACUUGCAAUAAAUGGAGGCUGGUUUUUACAGGCCAAUUCAAGCUCUUUCUGAGAAAAAAAGAGAGAGUUUACUGUGAGCUACUAACUUAAAAAAAUAAAUAAAUUUCAUGACACUAAAAGAGCAGACCAAACAUAACUUCCAUUGUAUGCAGCUUGCUCUUGAUGGAGGGGAGUGUUCUGCCAACAAAUAGAACUUAGUGGAGGGCAUGUAUCCACGCAGACGGUGAACUGCCAACUUUUUACCGAGGUCAUGUACUUGAGAGGUGAUCAUAUUUUUUGCUGUUCCCCUGAGCAGAGACCUCUGCUGAACCUUCCCUUCAGGCCAAGCAGCUGAAGUUGAAGCGGGCCAGACUGGCCGAUGACCUCAAUGAGAAGAUUGCCCAGCGGCCAGGUCCCAUGGAAUUGGUGGAGAAGAACAUUCUGCCUGUAGAAUCAAGCCUGAAGGAAGCUCUCAUUGGUAAGGCUGGUGGGGUAGGUGGAGGCCUGCAUGUAUGUGUUGGGUCCUGUGGCAGUUUGCUAGCACCUCUCACUGUGCCACUGGACCAAGGAAAGCAGUGUAUACAUUUUAUCCAGCGCAUGUGGCAGACUUGAAGCAGAACCCCAGUGUAUUAAAAACACUAGUUGAUCUCCAUGCCUAUAAAAGCUGCUGUAGGGUGGUUGUCUUCUCUUAGCUUGCACAUUCUGCUUUUCUUCCUAAAAACCUAUCUACUUGUUUACAGCCAUUCAUUUGAGUGGUCCUGCUUUGGUAAGCGAGAGGGGUAAGAAGAGAAAAAGAGAAAGCUGGAAGGUUUGGUCUUCUUAAAAACAAGUAUGAACAGCUGUGUGGUCUGCUAGUGCCAUCCUCUGGCCAGAAGAAUCGCCAUUGUAUGGUCUCUUCAUCGUUAGUUUAGGUAGACUAUUUUGCUGUAGCAUCCUUCAGAGAAGAAAAGGGAAAUAGUUUUGAAUGAGAAAACGUUAAUCUUCUGGGAAGUGUUAGGGAGUAGCGGAAAUAAGCCUGACAUAAAGCAACUCUAGAGGUUUGGAUUGUCUUUCUCCUCCGUCAUACAGUCUUAUAACUCUCCUUUUUCUCAUGUUCUACCCAUAAAAAUGGGCUUUUGGUUCUCUUCUCCCAACCUCCUUUCACAGAAAAAAAAUCUUGUUAAGAAAUACAGGAAUAUUUUUUGUGAAGGAUAUAAAUCGUAAAUAAACACAAGUGUCUAUAGCAGUUAGGCCUCACAGAUUAUUCCUUCUAAUGCUCUUAAAAAAAAAGAAAAAAAGACAACUGCCAAAAUAUCUAUCUCCAGUGCUCCUUUUUGCUUUCAUAAUCUCAACUGUUCAUUCCAGCCUUCAGGCAGGAUAUGACACAAAGCUUGCUCCAGUUUUCCUUACACCUGUCUACAGAGAGGCAGAUGAUGAUAUUCUUGUUAAUCCUGGUGUUAACUAUUUCUUCUCAGGUUGUGACGUUGAUUUUUUAAAAAAAUUGUCUAAAGCUUGUCUGGUUUUUCACUGUCUCAGAUUUCUUGUGAUGUCCAGAACCAUCUUCUGCUAAUCAUCCUUGACCCCUUUCCAUUUGUUUAGUGAAUAAAUGAAAAUUUAUUAUUUUCAGUAGGUCAAGUGAACUACCCAAAAGUAGCAGACAGCUCCUCCUUUGACGAGGACAGCAGUGAUGCCCUGUCUCCAGAACAGCCAGCUAGCCAUGAAUCCCAGGGAUCUGUGCCAUCCCCAAUGGAAGCUCGAGUUUGCGAGUCACUUCCCACCCCCACUACAGCAUCCCCCGCUCAGGUGAGAUUAUUAUAGCCUUGGCUCUUGUGUGCCUUGGUGCCUGCACCAGCCACAAAGGUGCCUUUUCCUGGAGGAUACAAAAAAGUCCUCUGCAAGGAGUGGAUUCCAAAGGAGUCAUUUGUGGAUUAGAGCAGAAACACCUGAAUACUGAAAUUAUGCUAACGAAAGCUUCUAUAUUCCUUUACUUUGGGCUGAAAAUAGUUGAAUGUGAACCCAAAGGGGUAUCCUGUUUGGGGGAGAAAUAAGGCCCUGGCCGUGCUCUGCAGUGGAGCUGAUACUGGGAGCAUAGGAAAUUGCCUUACACUGAAGCCGACCAAUGGUCCAUCUCAUUCAGUAUUGUCCAGACUGACUGGCAGUGGUUUCAGAAGAGACAUUCCCAGCCCUACCUGGGAGAUGCCAGGGAAUCGAACUUGGGACCUUCUGCGUGCAAAACAGAUGCUCUGUUACUGAGCUGUAUCUCUUCCUCUGAAUUGAGCCCAUUCACAGUACUGUUUCUUUGCAUGCAGCUGCAAGUGAGAAGCAACAAAUCUGCAAAAAUGGGAUUUGUCUGCCUUUCCUCUGGGAGUGGCAUGUAAUCGACACAUUUUGACUCCAUAAAGCUGCUUCCAUAUCUUGGAAAGGUGUAGAUAUGGGCAUGUGCAUCUCAUACUUGGAUUUACUGUUGCAGGUCGUGUGUCGGUUGAAAAUCAGUGCAGACUCCAGUGAGACCCCUUUUCUGUCUGAGCAGCCACCAACUCCCCUGCCACCCCUGCCGCCUCCAGUGCCUCCUAAUCUCACCAAUGGUGUUGUUGCUCCUGCUGCCAAACCACUCCCAACCCUUAUAAAGGUACCUUUCUAUAAAGGGGUUAAAUUGAUGGGAUGUGGGCAUGUUUAAGAUUGGGUGGGAAUUGUUGGCCUUGUUCUUCUGUAAUGCUAAACUGCUAGCAGGGAACCUUUUUAAAGAAAAGUCCUUUCCAACUGCUGUGUCCAUAAACGCACCCUUACCCUAUCCCACAUGUAGCAGUUGGGAUUUAGCCUCCCAUUUGCUGUUGUAUUGUUACAUAAUGGGCAUGUAUUCCGCCCCUGCCCCCCCCCCCCCCGGAACAAUUUGUAGUUAAUUCAGCAAAAGCUAACUGUGUGUCCCCUUCUGUGGCUUGUAGCUCUACAUUUUCUGGAAAGGGCCAGUAGCUUGAACCAGCCAUAUGGAACACGACAGCAAAUACUAAUAACUGUUUCUGCAUUUGCACUCUUUAUUCUUACCUUCCCGCUCUUUGAUUCACUUGUGUGUGUUUUCACUUUGAAUAGCAAAGCCAGUCCAAGUCCUCAUGCGAGAAGCCCCAGCGCAGCAAAAAAUCCAAGGAACCGAAACCGAAAGUCAAGAAGCUGAAAUAUCACCAAUACAUCCCGCCGGACCAAAAACAGGACAAAGGAGCUCCUCCCAUGGAUUCAUCUUAUGCCAAAAUCCUGCAGCAACAACAGCUUUUCUUGCAGCUUCAGAUCCUUAAUCAGCAGCAGCAGCAGCACUACAACUAUCAAACCAUUCUGCCAGCUCCACCAAAGUAUGGGUUGCUUCACGCUAUUAUUUCUCUCCCCCCCCCCCCAAUAUCAUGGGCGGUCCUGUGUUAGCAGUAUCCAUCUGUCUCUCCAUCCAACCAAUCCCACCCAAGAACGGGAAUUGUACACCAUCCACUGUCCCCUCAUUCUCAGAGUAACUUGCCUAUGUAGGUAUUGCAAACAUGUUAGUGCUUGCAGCUUUCAGAACUAGCUUGCUUUGUGCAUGUGGGAGAGGUGCUUCGGACAGUCAAGAAGCUGUGAAGUUCUUCAAGAGUUUAGUGUCAGUGUGUUUAAAGUAUUUAGAUAAGCAUUUCAGGUGUGGUUGGCAGUAUGACUUUGUAAGGUUCUUCUAAGUCCUGUCCAUCGCCUCUAACUUGAAAUGGAAGCUUGUGCAUAGAAUUGACUCAGUAUCAGAUCACCAGUAUUCAUUUGAUGUGAAUUCAGUAUACACCGUUGUUUCAUUUUGCAAGUAUAUCUGGCUGUUUUCAUAACAAGCAGAAUAUAGGCAAUGAAGCAAGAUAUCUGAUAUGUCUGCUGUAUUAGAAUAAAAAGGGCAGUCAAUAACAGUUGGCAAGCACACGCCGAGGCUGCCAAAAUUGAAUUUCCAAGCAACCAUGGAGCUGGGAAGGGUCAUUUGUGUAGCACUGUAUCUUGAGGGCAGACUAUUGACCACCUUCUCAAGAGAUCAUAAGGAUGUCCAUUGGGCUUCCCAGUAGUAGCGGCGAAGAACAGAGUGUUGUGAUCAGUUCCGCUGCCCAUGUUCAGCUCCCGCUUUCCUCUCCCUUCAGGCCUCCAGGAGAGCAGCAGAGCAGCAGUAGUGCCCCACCCAUGCGUAGUCUCUCCACUGCUGUCAGCAGCACCUCUUCUGUUUCUUCCAGUUCUAAUGGAUUGAUGCGGCAAAACAGCAACACUCCAGUGGGCAAACCAGGAGCUCUCCCUGUUAAUCUCGACGACAUGAAGGUAAACAAAGCAUCUAUUGGCCAGCUUGGUGUUUCAUGAAGAAAGUGGGGGUAUAAAUGUUACAAGAAAGGGUGAGCACAUAUUUUCUUUUAGAAAGGUAGGAUAUAAAUUUGUUAAAAUAAGUGCUGUUGCUGCUAUUAGCACUGAACUUGAUGGUCAGUAUUGGUAUUCAGACCAGAUGGUUGAAUAAGUAAGUGGCCUUUCUGCUUUUGUGAUGAAACUCUUGGACUGAUACUUGUGGACCUGGCGGCAAGUGGUAAAUGCAAGAUGGAGAACCUGUAGCCCUCAAGAUAUCAUUGAACUCCUCCUUGUGUUAACCCUGAGCACUGGCCACCUUAGUCAUGAAUGAUGGCAGCUGCAGUUCAACAUCUGGAGGGCCAGAGGUUCACCAUCUUUGUGCUAAAUACAGCAUUGCUGCCAGAAGGAUGAUUAUGCCUAUUGAGGCCUGUUCAGUUGUUUAAAUUUUUAAAAGAUGAGCUAGUUAUUUUAAUUACUAUUUUGUAUUGUUCUUACAGUAUUUUAGAUUCUUUUGGAACUGUAUACAUUGCUGCAUACGAAUUGAAGUAGGUGUUGUAAAUGAGAUUGUUCUAGCCGAUACAGCUUUUGAUUGACUGCAAACUGUUUUAUGUUAGGUGGCAGAGCUGAAGCAAGAGUUGAAGCUAAGAGCACUGCCUGUGUCAGGCACCAAGAUGGAUCUAAUUGAGCGGCUCAAGGCUUAUCAGGAGCAGAACGGUGCAGCUGGCCGAGCAGCUGCCGCUCCAAAGCCCAAUACAGCAAUUCUCCCCAAGGCUGCGGAUGUGGUGGUGGCCUUCCCAGCUGCCAGGCUGAGCACAGGGCCUGCCCUGGUCAGCGCUGGCAUUACUUCAGCCGAAGUUGUUGUGGCCACAGUCGCUGGCAAUGGUGUGAUGAAGUUUGGUAGCACAGGCUCGACUCCUCCUGUGUCGCCCACCCCCUCAGAGCGCUCCCUGAUGAGUGCCGGGGAUGAGAAUUCGACCAGUGGGGAUGCCUUUGGGGAGAUGGUGACCUCUCCCCUGACUCAGCUUACCUUGCAAGCAUCUCCCGUGCAAUUUCUGGUGAAGGAAGAGAGCUCCAAAGGCACCACUUGCAGCUUUAAUUCAACAUCAAAGGCAGAGCUCUGCUGCAACAACAGUCAGCAAGACAUGGAGGUCCAGGAUAAAGACCAGAUGUUGCAGGAGAAAGAUAAGCAGAUUGAGGAGCUCACCCGCAUGUUGAAACAGAAGCAGCAGCUGGUGGAGAUGCUGAAGCUGCAGCUGGAGAAAGAAAAGCGGUCUCAGCAGCUCCUGCCUGCCAUGUCUGUUGGAGAAGAGGGCACAGCCACUGUCCCCGAGCCGCUCACUUUUGGCACCCGUGUCAAGAGUGAAAAGGGCUUUCUGAGUUGCCAAUCUUCAGGGCAGCCCAACUGCCAAACCGACCAAUCAAAACCCACACAGACCACUAGCCAAAUGGACACCUCAGAUGAAAGUUCAGUGCCAAAGAAAGCAGUGAUGGUGAAGCAAGAGGUGCCAGCUGCCGAAACUGAGCCGCCAAGCCAGACCUCAAGCUUCUUCAUUGGCCAGCAAGGUGCAGGCUUCAGUAACCUCAUCAAAGGAGCCCCUCCCCCCACCCUCAUCACAGAUUCCACCGGCACUCACAUAGUUCUCACCGUGACCAAUCAGAAUGCUGAGAGGCAGGGCCUCUCACCUCAGGAAAAAGCGGGGAGCCGUCCCUUGCCAUUGAGGGUAGGUAUACAUGCAGUGAUGAUUCCUGAAUCAAGACUGUCUAUCUAACCAGAGGAGGGCUUUCAAACAAUGAACAGACUCAAAUCACAUUGCUUUAGAAUUGAAUAGUUUUAAUUCCUGUAGCUGUGCUUAUAAUUAUAAUUAUGGAAGUGUCGUGUCAGCACAAAAUGAUCUCUACAAAGAAUGGCUGGGAAUUUUCUUUGGGAGUACCAUCAAUGUAUUGAUUGGCUGAUUACAAUUACUGAGUUGCCUCAAGGAAGCCCCCCGUCACUGCCAUCCCUCUUCUGCCCACAGGCUAGAGCCAGGUUUUUCCCCUCCGGCCCUCCCUGCAGGCAGGCUGGACUACAGUAUAGUGUAAACUUAACUUUUAUGUGCACUGGAAAACUAAAAAAAAAGUGUAACUUGCUUUAUUGUAAUACUCAAUUUAUUGCAGUGGUCUGGAACCGAACUCACAAUAUCUUGCCUGCACAAUUUAAGAACACAGCCUCUCUCACCAAAGGAACUACUCCUGGUUUUUCAUAGCUCUUGUGCAGAGGCUCUUCAAAAUGUAUUUUCUCUCACAUCUUUUCAGCUCCUUUGCCUUGAGCAGGUUCUCAGUCCUUUGAACUCACCUCUACACAGGACCUAAUUUGUUCCUGAACAGACCAGGAUAGAAGGCUAAUCUUGCCUGCAGAAUUCCUUUCCAGUUUUACUUUCUUUCCUCGCAGCAACUCUUUUGUUCUUUGUUUAUAUUAUUAAAACACUAUUCCAGGGUAGAGCUGGAGUGAGUCAGAGCUGAGCUAAAGCUUCCCCAGAAAACUCAAGUAUCUCGGUGGGGUGAGGGGAGAGAAAAGGCCCCCAAACAGCAGCAGCUCUUUAAUUUCAUCUCUGGGGUUUAUGAGGCCUGGUAAAGUGAGCAGAAGUUGAAGACAGGAGAAGGGCCCUCCUGAGGUGUAGAGUCAGUGAGAGCAUGAACAAAAUGGGUGUGUGGCAGAAUUACUGGUUCAUCAGCAGAAGAGCUGGUCUGACAGUGAAGGAAAACAUCAGCAGUUUGGGCUUUUAGUUGCCACUUCAUGCUAAAGUCUGCGUGCCAGUGGUGACAGUGGCAACCAUAAUUGUUGAUUCUUGAUUAAAUGCACCUGCCCCUGCUCCCAGAAAUCUCAUUGGGUUUACAAGCCCAGCUUUUAUGCUCCCUGUGACACUGACCCUGCUUCCCCAGCCACCCUGUAGUUAAUACUUCCACACCCAUUCCACUCCUGCGCAUGACUUCUGUCAAUGUCAUUUCAUAUUUAAUUUGUGUCUGCAGCAACUAGCUCUAAAGAUUGAGUGUGGGGUGGUGUGUGUUAAAAACCUCUAAAAUGUUGUGUAUCCUUCUCUCUCAGAGAGUGUCCUCACCACCUGUGAAAGCAUCUAUCCAACAACCUGUAAGCAGCUCUCAGUCGCCUCUGCAGCCACCGCCAAUGGAGCCCACUAAGAAGGUAGGGAACAAAACAGGUGGUCAGCUAACAUUUUGCAUUUUAGGGCAAGUAACACUUUGAGUUGUGCCUGGAAACUAAUUGGUAUCCAGCGCAGUUGUGCCAGAAGUGGUAUUAUAUAUUAGAGUGCUGGACUAGGACCUGGGAGAACAGGGUUUGAAUCCCCACUCAGCCAUGAAUUUUGUUCUGUGAGCCACCCUGAGACCUCCGUGUAUAGGGCGGUAUAUAAUUUCAAUAAAUAAUAUAAAAAAUAAUGAAGCUCAUUGGGUGAUCUUGGGCCAGUCACCAUCUCUUAGCCUAGCCUACCUCACAGAGUUGUUGUGAGGAUGAAAUGGGGAGGAGAACCAUGUACACCUCUUUGAGCUGCAUGACAGAUCAAGAUGGUACAUAAAUGUCGUGAACAAACACCAUCCCACCUUGGUCAAUAACCUGACACCUCUAAGCUGUCUUCAAAGGCAGCUCCACUUACAGUGCACUGCAGUAGUCCAGCCAGAAGCUACCAGAGCAUAGACAAUACAAGUCAGGGACACAGCUGAGCCUCCAGUUGAAGCUGAUAGAGGACACUUAGUACCACUGAUGCCAGUUGAGCCUCAAAUGACAGUAAUGGGUCCAGACAUACUCCCAAGGUAUGUACCUUCUCCUUCAGAGGGACAGUUAUUGCCAUGCUUCUCAUCUAGAAUGUUUCUUUUAGCAUAGAAUCUUUUUUCUUCUUGUUUGCUGAGGAUUAUGCCCAGCUUUGCCUGGGUGCUUUGGGAAUACACUUGGCAUGUGGUACUUCUCUUUCGACCAGCCUGAGUCUGACUUUUUCCUUCUGCUUUCUAUCCCUUGUGCCUCUCCAUAGGUUCAGAAGCCAGGCCUGCAGAUAGUCACGGGGCAGCUGCCUCAAACAGUCUUGUCUUUUUCUUCGCCCCCCAACUUGCAGCCCUUCUUCGUGAAUGGCUUUCACAAAGGACCCAUGAAAACAAGUGGUAAAACUGGCCAGUCCAGCAUGCCCAUAAAGGUACCCUGCCAACAAGCCCCACUCCAAUUCAGAUGAAUAUGUUGAGGAACAUGAGACAAUAGAUGUCAUAGGCCAGGCCUCUAGAAAUGUGUGUCCUACUGAAAUGCUGCUGCUUCCAACAUUCUGUUUUUGUUUAGGGGUGGUAUUUGGAAAUGUAUACAUGUACUUGCUUGUCCAGGGCACUGGGACCUGACCUCUCCUGCUCCCAUAACCGACAAAUAACGGCAGAACUGAAGCAGGGGUGGAUUGGUGGGUAACGUUUCAUGAGAAACUUUGCGCUCUGCAAAAUGUAGGACUUGGAUCUGGCCUGCAGGAAAAUUGCUGUGUUGCAGAAAUGCAGUACUUCCUGAGCCAGGCAAGUCAAUGUUGACUCAGAUGAGGUCAUGCAUUGUAUACCCUUGACCGUGGUGCAAGUAGCUAUGAUGCCUAUGAAGAGGGAAGCAGGAAAGGUAACAUCAGAGGCUCCACUGUGAAUUAUCUGAGAAGGGAGGCUUGUAUGCUGAGGAUGCGUGCAAAUGGCCCAUCUGGGAAUAUUGUUCAUUGCUUUUCUUCUUCUUUCUUCACAGCUUCUCUCGCAGCCAGGAUCUCCAUCUCCUCCAUCUCCACCCCAAAUGGAUCUUGAGCAGCAGAACCCAUCCUUCUUUGGUACUCCACCACCUUUGCCUCUCCCUGCCUCUUCCGUGUUGAUGAAAGAACCACCAGGUUAUGAAGAGGCCGUGAAGCAGCAGCCAAAGCCCCUUGAGGUGAGAGUAGCUCCUUUGUGUUGACAAAUCAGAAGCAUGUUGGUGUUGGUGCUCUUUUGCAAAAAUAGUGCACACUUUGUCAGUCCUGAAAUUCUCAGGAAUCAAAUAUGCAACAGCCUCCCUAGGGUUAGAGCCAUCUUCCAUUUAUUUGAGGUAGGACACAGAUUGCAAGUGUCCACCCUUCAUACCAAGGCUGUGGUUGUGCCAUUUUUGCUAAGUGACACCAACAGUCUGGUGAAUGUGCAGUUUGGCCAGAAGAUCAUUGGAAGAUAAGUGUUGCUGCAUAGUUGGUGAAUGCAAUGUCUAAAUAAGCACCCGUUCCUUCUUUUUCAGGAAAAUGGGUGUUCCAGUCAGCAAAUGGAUGACCUGUUUGACAUCUUAAUUGAGCAUGGAGGUAAGUAGACAAUUUGUAUUUAUGUUAGGGACUUCUGUGGCUUCUGCAGCAGUGAGACUGGCCAUCUGAAAGAGAACACUAAUGAGCCUUUGUUUGAAGCCAGUUUAAGGGACAAAUUUCCUUUGUAGGUUUGUGUGUACACUUGGUGCUGAAAGAGACAUUUGUGCCACUUAGCAGAUUUCAAAAGGAUGUAGCAGCUUAAUCUGCAACAGUGCUCAUGGGUUCUUUGAGCCGUUGGUGCGUGCAGCACUUGCACAGCCCUAAGACUUGUGGCCAUGUUUAGGAGCAGUAAAAAUAUUGCAAGCAUCCAUGGAUUUAAGUGCUUUUUUCUCUCUCUCAGAGAUUUCAGCUCAGUUCAAGGAGCAAUCUUCCCCAGGAAGGAAAGGCGCCACUAUUUCCCCAGGAUGCCCUUCUCCGUCCAACAGCCACCAUUCCUCAGAGCUCCCCCUGCAGGUGCUCAUGAGCCACUCCAGCUCUAUUAAUCCCACCCCAGCAGGCAGGCUGGAAGACUUCUUGGUAAGCAGCACUGGCCUCCCCUUGCUGACAGCUGGCCCUGAUGGACCUGAGCCUCUGUCCCUAAUUGACCUCUACAGCGAGAUGCUAAGCAGUUCAGCUAUCCUGGACCACCCAUCUUCACCUAUGGACACAUCAGAAUUGCACUUUGCCCCUGAGUCUACUGGGGAACCAAGCUUGGACCUGGGAGAGGCUAACUUGGACAGUAUGGAUUGGUUGGAGCUGUCAGGAGGGCCAGUGAUGAGCCUCACCCCCCUCAGUACUGCAACACCUAGCCUCUUCUCCACAGACUUCCUUGAUGGACAUGAUUUACAGCUGCACUGGGAUUCUUGCUUAUAGCUCUCUGAGCAUGCAGACUUCAGGGGAGCGGUACAGCUGGGUUGUAGGACAUGGAUGGGCUCUUAAGUGAAAGUCGCCUCUUUCUUAAGAGCCCUGCAUUUUGACCAGCUUUCAUGAAGCUAGAGCCAAGGGCACGUACCAGUGAUGACUUCUGAUUCAACCUCAGGCAAGCUACCACACUUCUCAUAGCUAUUGGUGGACUAAGGCAUGGUCCUUUCCUCAAAUGUUCAGUGGUCGUAUCGGUUGUAUGACUUGUUGGAGGUUUUCAGAAUGGAAUGCUGCUUCUGGGUGGGGUUGAGGAUUUAGUUAGAAGCCAAGAAUCAAAAGCAGUUUGGAAGAACUUACUGGAGAAACCAGGCUUCCUUCCUGACCUUCAGUCUGCCUUGUUACAAAGCAACUGUGCUUUUUUUUAACUGGGCAAAAGUUAAUUUGGCCAUCUUUGGAGAUGAGGAGGUGGGAGGAUGAGUACAGGACUAGUGAGGUUUCUGCUUAUAUGGAUGAGGAUCCUGUUCCAAGAGCAUUUCCCUAACAAUGCCAUAGUAUAGGUGCUUUCUGCCUGGCAAGAAAGCCAAGCCCAAGUUAUGUGCCACAGCUUAGAUAAUAGCCAUCUUCCUUUGGCUUGCUAAUUCCUGCAUGUAGCCUUUGUUCCACUAAAACUUAAGAGGCGGCUGUAUGCCCUAGCUGUUGUAUAUCACCUGACAUUGUUGUCUCAGGUACUCAGUUGGUUAUGAAUCAAGACAGCUGCAUCGGGGAUGAUACUCCUAGCCCCCUGUAAUAGCUCUGCCACCUCCUCUUAAUAACUCUGCCUAUGAAACCUAGUUGGCUAGAACUUACUUGUUCAAAGUGGUGGCGCUCUGUGAAGUUUGGGCCUUUGGGAAACAUAAGCACUGGAGCAGAUGAGCUGCACUAUGCUCCUGUUCUUAGUGCUUAUGCUGUUCAUGGGUUUCAGUUCAGCUACUCAUCCCAAGGGUUUUCCUGCAUAUGAAGUAUAGCUUUCUCUGAUCUGGAGGUUGGUGUCAUGGGGAUGUCUGGUCUUGGCUGUAGGUUAAGGGUUGUGGCUCCACUUCCGUUUGGAGAGUUCAGCUGAUCUCCGAGAGCAUGAGCACUAACCUCCUCUCUGAGGCAAGUGUUUUUGGUGCUGCUUGCCUAAGGAGUUGCAUGUCUUUCAUUGCACAGAGGAACUUUCCUGUAGCCAUAGUCCCUGCUGCUGUGUGGUUAAGAGAAUGGUUAGAAACCACAGUCUUGCCUCUUGAUACCUGGUUUCAUUUAUAGCUGGUAAAAUUUCUGUAUAUAGCCGUUAUAAAACUUGUUUUGUUUUUGGAAAGCAGAUGAAGUUAUCUACCUGGUUAGGGGGUAGUUACUUCCCUUUAGCUCCUACUGUGUGGUAAACGGUUGGGGAGCUGGUAUUUUAGCCUGUGGUUUGGUGGGAAAGAGGAUUUGGUCCUUAGACUACCAGCUUUAGCCUUAUUGCACAUGUCACUAAAAGGAAAUUGUAUUUCUAUUAGUCUCUUUCCCUCCCAUAGAAAAUACGUAGUUAAAUGUGUCUGCUGGCACUGCCUUUCACCCCAAAGCAGAAGGAAGAAGGGUCCUGUCAUUUGACAGGAUCCAGGAGCCCCUUCUGUUUCUCUUAUAUUUUAUCAAGUCUACAUAACAUAUCCUAAACACCCCCUUUUAUGAUGAAUGGAAUUGAAGAGAAUAUUAGUUAUGUGAUUAGCCAUUAUCCUGAAAUGGCCAACUGCACGUGAGUCUUAUUUCAUUCAGUAAAAUACGACUGUUUUGGAAAUUAGAUUAAUGGCUGCUGAAGGUGGCGUAUCUCUUGUAUACUCUUCAAGACGUACUACUAAUAUUGUCACUCAGUCUAUCACUGAUUGGGAAGGUUGGAUCUAGACUUGGGAUUGUUCACAGUAUAGAAAAGCAGAAUAAGCCAACUUAUUGUGGGGAGAGGAUCUGGUUCAGUAGUAUCAUCUUACCUGUUUUCAGACUAAGAGCAGUUAUUGAGUUUAGGCUGGAAAGUACUUGUUGGCCAGAUCAGGGCUGCUUUAGCAGCAGCAGUGAGUUUGUGCUGAAAGUGCUAUCCCCCAACAGCUGCCUGGUUUUGGAAGGGUAAACAUGUCUAGUGUAAAAUUAUGAAGAAAAGUGCUAUGGGUUAAGCCCAUUGUAGGAAUAUUACUCUUUUGUGGAACGAGAAAGUGACUGGUAUUAAGAUGGGCUUUUUUGCCAGUGUCUGAAAACACAUGGCUUAUAAAAUAAGUUCCCUAAAUUCUCCUUUUAUAUCCCCAAAGUAAAACAAGAGUCUAAGGGUCUUCCUUUGGUUUGAAUGUACGCACUCUUCUGCUGAUAACCACUGCUUGUAUUUGAUUAGCACGCACACUUAUUCCACUAUGCAUCAAUGAAAGGGGUUAUCAGCACCCGCAAGAGGCUUACACAGUGCUAUAGUAUUGGACCUGGAGUGAACAUGCAACUGGAAAAGGGUAUGGAAUGAAUAUUAUGGAUAAAUCAAAUUAUUUUUUCAGUUAUUUGAAAAAUCCAUUUUAUUAAAAAAAAAUUGUGUUGUAACAUCUUUGUACAUCUCAUCUUUGGUCAUGGCAUAAUGGAUACUGAUACGUGCCAUGGUGAAAAGACAGCAAAGGCAUUCAACAUUUGUGGAGGGAUGAAGAGCCAUUUCACGCCAUUGUGACAGUUUCUCCUUCCUAAAAACAGCACCUUGAAAGAAGUGUGGCAAAUUAUCCAGUAGUAGAACAGAAUGCAGCUAUGGGGAAAGGGGCUUGCAAUCUAUUCUCAUCCAGGUCACAGUCAGUAUAUUUUAGCUGACCAGACUGUAACAGUACUAUUCACUGAAUAAGAAACACAAUAUUUCAAGGCUGAUUUACUUAAUAUUCAAAUCCUAGAAUCAUUCGCAGAAGUGUCAAUUUUUCCUUCCAACUACUAAUACUUCCACAUAACUCAGGAGAACAGAAAUAAGGCUAAAGGCAUCUGAAAAGCAGUCCUACUUCCCUAUUACUGUCUUAGUCACAAGAUGUGCAAUUUACUUAGAAACCAAAAUGACAAGUGAUUGUGCUCCUGUCUUGCAGCCUCUACCAUCAUCAUCAGUGUAGGUUGCAGUUGACUCCCUGAGCCAUCUCGGUCCUGAAUCCAUUUCCUGCUAAGCUACAUCAAAAUAUACAAAGAUUUCUGGAUACAUUUUACAUCUUUUGGUAAUCUCUCUCUUUUUUUACAAAGUUCCAGGCUAAAAUGAACUGAUGCUGUUCAGCUAAGAGCCAGAAUUAAAGGCUAGGCUCCUGCUGCUCUACCCAAGGCAGUUUUAAACCAGCUAGCCAUUUUAGGCACUUUGUGGCAGUAGCCCAGCCAUUCCUGCACUUGUAGCACCUGGGAAAACUAGUCAUGAAUCACAGUUUCUCUUUCAGACACACACUAAUAAGGGGUGUUUCACAUGUUAGCGUAUGUAAGAAAAUUAACAUCAUGAAUAAAGUGAGCCUUGGAGGAACUUGG
This is a messenger RNA of Podarcis lilfordi (Lilford's wall lizard), 83040 nucleotides long. The record is from the annotation of a GenBank genome assembly. NCBI's taxonomy places the organism in Eukaryota, Metazoa, Chordata, Lepidosauria, Squamata, Lacertidae.